Messenger RNA from Podarcis lilfordi (Lilford's wall lizard), 84147 nucleotides. NCBI's taxonomy places the organism in Eukaryota, Metazoa, Chordata, Lepidosauria, Squamata, Lacertidae. The record is from the annotation of a GenBank genome assembly.
UCCUCCUCCUGUUGGCGGCUGCGAGAAUCCAACAUGGAGUAAAGGCAGCGAUGGGGCUCGGACGGGGCCGCCGGCUGCUGCUGCUGCUGCCGUGGAGGAGGCGCCCGGGCGCACCGGACCACAAGGCGCCCACGCCGCGCUGCCUCCCCGCGCGCUGAGCCCGCGCUUCCUCGCCUGCCCCGACCAGGCCUUCGAGGGGGGGGGGCGGGCGACCGGCCCCCCGCCUGCCUGCCUUCUCCAUCCCUGCCCCCCAGGCGGCCUUCCCCGCCGUCCGUCCCGUCCUCCCCCCGCUCUUCUCUCGCGCGCUCCCCGCAUCUCUCCCGCCCGGCGAUGUGAAGCCCCGGGAAGAUGAGGAAGAGGCGCGCAGCCCCCCAGGCGGCUGGCGGAGGGGGAUGAGCUCCGACGGGGAGAAGAUGACCGAAGAAGCCCACCCCGACGAGUAAGUGGCCGGCCGCGGGGAGGGGGGGGCGGGCGGCGGCGAGGGAGGGAGGGAGGAACAUCUGGCGGGGAAGAUCUGGAGAGCGCGCUGCUCGGCCGGGCAUCUUUGCCCUUUCUCAAGUCUCUUCCCCCCCCCCGACGACGCCCCCUCCUGGGUGGCGAGGCUGUGGCGGAGGGCGCCCCGCUUCUCCUUUUUCGUGGGGGGGGGGAGAUGUUGUACGCCCCCCCCUCUGGGAAGUGGCUUGGGGGGGCGGCUAAGAGGACGCCUUGCGUUUCCUUCGCCGGAUGUGCUUGGGGCCAGUGCCCCGCGGCGCCCUCGCUUCUUCGCGGUCCGCUCUGUUCCGCGGCUCGGCCCCCCCCCCUCACGCCCCCUUCGCGUCCGCCAUUGCUGCGUCGUGUUCCUCCCCCCCACCCCUCUUGAAUCGCGCUCAUUUGCAUAACGCGUUCCCAUUCAUAAAAAAAGAGAGAGAGGGAGAGAGCAAGCCGCCCUCCACGGAGGCCGGGAGUCGGGGCUCCGGCCGCGGGAGAAAGAAAGCGAGCUGGCGGGGGGGGGGUGAGGCCGGGCUUCUGCUGCCGGGCGGAUCCGGGCCCCGCCGAGGGGAGAAAGCGAGGCUUCGGCUCUCCCGCGCGGCGAGGAAGGCCCCCGGCCUGGGCCGGCGCCGAAGUUGCGCGGGUGGGGGAUCGGGGGGGGCAGCAGCUCCCGUCGGCCUGCGAAGCUGUGCAGGGGGCGGUGUUUGGGUCCGCUUGUUACUAUGCCACGCAUUCGUGUGCUUUUCUGUUGCAAGCCGCCCUGCGGUCCUCGGGCGAAAGGCGGUGCAGGAACUGAAUUAAAAAAUAACUAGCAGAAGGCGAGGCAGCCUCGGGCCCCAGGCGCUGCUCGGAGCUCGUGGUUAGCGCUGCAGCGGAUCGGCAUCGUGUGUGUGUGUGUGUGUGUGAGCGGGAGCGGGAGCUUGCGUGCAAAUAAAGGGGGGGGGUCUUAAUUAAUUUCAAGCCGCCUUUUCCCUCGAAAGCUUUCUAAUUUCCAGACGAAUCCCGCGCUUGAUCUCCGUGCAACCGCACCUCUCCUGCAAGGCACGGCUUUCCUUUGGCGAAGGGGCGGGGCGGGGCUGCUGAGGCUAGUAGUGGUGAAAGGUGACUUGCCUCGGGGACACACCUUUCUCUCUCUCUCUCUCUCUCUCUCUCUCUCUCUCUCUCUCCCUCUCUCUCUCGGGCUCGGCAGCGUUUCCUCCGCACCGCGGCACUUUCCCUCGGCCUGUGUUUUUGUGAAUAAGACGGGUUCCCGUUAUUGUCACAUGAUCUUGACAUUCAUAAAUCCGGUAACCUUCAGCCUUCGUUCAUUCACCAACUCGCUGUCGUUGCUGCCUUGCCCUUUUCCUGAAUAGGGAGAGAGAAGCAGGGGUUACUCUCUCUCUCUCUCUCUCUCUCUCUCUCUCUCUGUGUGUGUGUGUGUGUGUGUGUGUGUGGAGGGGGGGGGGACAGAGAGAGAGAAAAGGCAACCCUGCAGAAUUAGGAAAUAGGCGCCCUGGUCAAAAUAGUCCUUAUUGGCACCAGAAAGGGGCCUCGUUUCCAUGCUGGAAAUGGGAAGUGAGUCACUUUCUCUCCCCCCCUUUCCUCCCCCCUCCUCCUUAAUGCAACGUUUGAUGGUCGAAGGUUUGAAGCGCACAUCCGUGGAGAGGAUGUUGCUGUUGCUAAUUCAGCUUUGUGGAAAUGGGGAGGGCUGGAGGGAAAGAGCAGUUCUUACAUAAAUCGCCCUUGCCCGUUUCUAGCUUGGAGUUUGACAAGAGAGAAUCUUAGCAGUAUUGUGAAUCGUCUGCUGCUUAGUUUGUGAUCUGCUGCUGCCGCGAAAAUAAUAUAUAGCUGCUCUUGACUGCUGCAAAACCCUCUCGGGCUUCUGGGCCUUGCAAAGGUGGAAGGAAGAUUGCUUCAACACCCAUCUUGCUUGUGGCUCCGCUUCCAAGGCUGCUUUGAAUACAGGGCUGUGGUUUGUUAUUGGGCCCUGAAUUGAAGGCCCUGCAUUGUCCCUAAGGUCUUCUGUUCUUCCGAUCAAGCCUUAAACUCCUCACCUUGACAGGUUGCUGCUGUGAGGACAGGGAAAGGGCCAGAGUACAAGUUUUUACACUGGCUUGCCUGAUUCUCUCUUUUCAUGGAGAAGUCUCUUCUUAGGGUGGCAAAAUGAAAACUGCUCCUGGGCAACAGACAGUGUGGAAAUCAUGGGCCCUGCAAUGAUUGGCAGCUUUGUUCUGUUCUCUCUCACCCCAUCCCCAAGAAGUAAGAGAUAAAUUCAUUGCUCUUGUGGGAACAGUCUGAACUUUGGAGCUUCUUAAAAAAUGUUCUGCAAACACUUACACUGUGAGAGAAAGAAACAAACUGUGCAUUAGGAGUAAGCCCAUGCUGCAAAGUAGGGAUAGUAGACAAGGCUGAGAGAUUACCGUAUAUAGGACCAUAUUUUGGGGCCUGUGGGAGAGUGACUUAGAACAGCUUUUUAAUGUGGUUCAGAGCUGCAUUCCCCAUAUUGUAGAUUUGGUAUGAGGGUUGCAACUAGGAAAAAAUGGCUGGCUUUCACCUCAUAGCUUCAUGUUUGUAGCUGUUUUGAACUAAUUACUCUGCUGCAGCAAAGGCAAAUCCCAUUAAAAUUUAGUUACAGCCACUCAUUUUGCUCUCCUCCAAGCUGAUGAUGCUGGCGAUCAGUCCACUUGAAUAUGUCCACAUGCAAUCCAAAGGAAUAGCUCAAAGUUAGAAUCCAGUGGGCAUUUGUAACUAGUCGCCUUAUCUGUGUGGCACCUAACCAUGAGAUACCUUACAUCGCACUUACUGUUUCAGCACCACCAACAUCUAGAAAUGCCCUUUAUUCUGUGAAACUAACACAGUUGUUGCAGAAUCUCUGUCCCUUUUAUAGUAAGCAGUCUGAUGCAAGCUUAUUUGGCAUGGGUACAAGGAUGAUAAAAACAGUUGCCUAGUCCUCUCUACCAAUGGCGGUGGCUAUUUUAGUUUUGGCAGGGGUGGGGUGUCUGCUAUAAGCAACCAUUUUUAGCAUUCAUUUAUAGCAGGGUUGGGGAGGGUUGGCCCUGCAGAUGUUGCUGGACUGAGCUCCCAUCACCCCUGAUUAUGGACCAUGCUGGCUGGGGCUGGGGCUGGGGCUUCCAACAAGAUCUCUUAAGACCCCAGGCUUCCCACCAUUGAUUUCACAGUAUGGAAUGUGCAAGACUCAAAACAAAAAUCCUUCCUUCUUGCAGAUGGCUGCAAAAUAUUAGUAGCUGUAAAUCAGGAUAGCCAAUCCUUUCCAGCACAGAGGGCCACAUUGACAGUGUUUAAUGAACCAGAGGGCCACAGCUAAUUCGUAGGAUAAAUGUAACUGUAAAGGGUAAAGGGACCCCUGACAGUUAAGUCCAGUUGUGAAUGACUCUGGGGUUGUGGCGCGCAUCUCGCUUUACUGGCCGAGGGAGCCAACGUGUAACUGUAUGCUCCAAAUAUUAUUUUUGGGCCUGGCCAAUGCCAGACAUGUUAUCCUUUUUCCUUCUAAUAGUUGUAUUGUAAUAUUAAUGCAGGUGAUUUGUUAGACCUGAAAAUGGAAAUAGCAAAUUUGUGUUUCAUUCCCUGCUUUCAUUGAUGCCAUUUUUGCCAUCGCUUAUAUUUGGAUGCAUAGAGACGCGGGUGGCGCUGUGGGUUAAACCACAGAGCCAAGGCUUGCCAAUCAGAAGGUCGGCGGUUCGAACCCCCGUGAUGGGGUGAGCUCCCGUUGCUCGGUCCCUGCUCCUGCCAACCUAGCAAUUUGAAAGCACAUCAAAGUGCAAGUAGAUAAAUAGGUACUGCUCCGGCAGGAAGGUAAACGGUGUUUCCGUGUGCUGCUCUGGUUCGCCAGAAGUGGCUUAGUCAUGCUGGCCACAUGACCCGGAAGCUGUACGCUGGCUCCCUCGGCCAAUAAAGCGAGAUGAGCGCCGCAACCCCAGAGUCGGUCACGACUGGACCUAAUGGUCAGGGGUCCCUUUACCUUUAUAUUUGGAUGCAUGAGGAUGAAGAGCUAGUUUUGUAAAUGCGGGGGGGGGGGUGGUGCAUAUUGUCUGCUUGAGCUCUAAUCUGUUUAUCAGGGACAUCCCUGUGAUGACUGCUUCUUGUUCUUCAGAAACUGAAUGGUGUCUUUUCAGCACAUACCGCCUUGUUCAGACAUCUUGACUUUGCACAACAGGGAGAAAUGUAUUGGCCGUUAAAGACUAUGUCUUUCUCCCCCCCCCCUUUGAUUUAGCUAAUACCAUUAUUGAUGGCAGAGAUUCUAGGCCAUUUGCAUGAAUAUUUACAUUUGUUACGGGAUUCCAUGCACUUGAAUACUAACCUAGGUAACUUCCUGUAUCCCAGUACAUUAAUCGACAGUUAAGUGUGCAAGACAUUUCCCUUCGGUGCAUUAUGUUAACCAAGGUUGAAUGGGAAUGGAAGUAUUAAGUCUUUUUACAUGCAGCUUUCUGUUAGCAAUACACCAUUUAAAUAGCAGCUGGUUGGGGGUGGGGCUGAAGUUCUCCAAUGAUUUUAAUGUACUUUCUUGUAAAUGUUCAAUUAACUGAUUACUGUUAAGCUUUAGUUUCAUUUCCUAUUAGAAACAAUCUUUAAAAGUAACUGAUCACUGUAAGUAUUAUCAAUGGAGACACUACCUAAAACCUUACGGAUAUGAUCUGAUAUAAAGAUAUUUUGUGCCGGCAUAUAAAUUCUUCGGGUGUGAUAUACUGCUUGUAUCCUCAAAGCGUGGUAAGAUGGUUUUACAACCAGCUAGCCUGGUAUGCUAACAUUGUAAAAAGUACGAUUGCUAAAGCAUUGCUAAAGCGUAACACUAUAACACUAAUAUUUCCAAGGUUUACAGUUGUGGAAAUACAUUGUCAAAGAACAACUCCCAAAAUCCAUAUUCUUAAGACUACCACACACAGAAGCAUUAACGAAAUGCAUAUCUACAUAGAAGUGGUUAUUUUACAAAUAGGAUUGCAGCCUGUCUAAGCAACAAUAGCAAUAAAAAUUUCUAAACACACCGUCACUGUUGAUGCAUUCUGAAGAAGAUAUUGGUGAACUGCAUAUUUUAAACUUCUGCCUCAUUCAAUUUUGCCUCAUUCUGCCUGGUUUGAUCUUUUAAUGUUCUGAAAGUACUCAUAAGACUUCCAGGAAAGAAGGAACUAUUUUUCUUCUUCCACUGAGAGGUUUCUCUGAAAAGAUUUCAAGGGAAGUUGGAGUUCCUUGAAGGCUUUUUGUGGGGUUGGGAUCUUCAAGAAGAUGAUCUGACAAGUUGCGAAAAAAGUUUCUAACAGUAAGAGCUGUUUGACAGUGGAACGGACUCCCUUGGGAGAUUGUGGACUAUCCUUCCUUGGAGGUUUUUAAGUAGAGGUUGGAAGGCCAUCUGUCAUGGAUGUUGUAGCUGAGAUUUCUGCAUUGCAGAGGGUUGGACUAGAUGACCCUUGGGUCUCUUCCAACUCUACGAUUCUAUGAUUACUUGGAAGAGUGGUUUGGUUAACGUUAAAGAAUGAGGAUUGCAUGUGUAUUCUAGGUUGCAUUUAGAAUCUUCUGCAAUAUCCAGAACUUCCUUUGCAGACAAAUGUAUGGAAGGGGCCUAAGGUAUAAAGUUUGAAAGAAGAUGUAUUCUGAAGCAAGAGGUAAAAAGGGACCCCUGACCGUUAAGUCCAGUUGCGGACGACUCUGGGGUUGCGGCGCUCAUCUCGCUUUACUGGCCGAGGGAGCCGGCGUACAGCUUCCGGGUCAUGUGGCCAGCAUGACUAAGCCGCUUCUGGCGAACCAGAGCAGCGCACGGAAAUGCCGUUUACCUUCCCACCGGAGCGGUACCUAUUUAUCUACUUGCACUUUGACGUGCUUUCGAACUGCUAGGUUGGCAGGAGCAGGGACUGAGCAACAGGAGCUCACCCCGUCACGGGGAUUCGAACUGCCGACCUUCUGAUCGGCAAGCCCAAGAGGCUCAGUGGUUUAGACCACAGCAAGAGAAAUGUAUAUAGAACAUCUGGAUAGCUCAGUUGGUUAGAGUGUGGUGCUGAUAAUGCAACGGUUGCAGGUUCGAUUUCCAUGUGGGACAGCUGCAUAUUUCUACAUUGCAGGAAGUUGGACUGAGAUGAUCCUCAGAGUCCCUUCCUAUUCUACAAUUCUAUGAAAAUUCUGGAAUUAAAGGAUAUUUUUCCUUGGAAGUUGGAUUCUCCUCCCCUUGUCCUGCAGGGUUAGACAUCCUUUGGUCUAGUGUAAAUCAUGCUUUUAAGUGAAGCUGGUCAUUUGUAAGCUGACCUUCACAGUUUCGCUAAUUUUGUUUGGAGGUACCUUUCCACCCCUUCCAUUGUAAGAUCAGGUGUCAGACUGCAAUUCAACAGCUUGCUCCAGGGUUAUUCCACUAAGCGGGAGCAGGGAACCUUUUCAUCUCCUUUGUUUCCUGCCCUCCACUCAGGUCACUUUGUCAGGUGAGGAGCCAUCCCUGCCAUCCCUUGCAUGGCACCAGGUCACCCAUUUUUUCUUUGCAGUGUGAUUUGAGUUCAAGACACACUGCAGAGGAAGACCCAGCCGAUCCAAGGGGAAGCUUGAAGUCACCACUAAUCAACUGAGCAGUGGUGACUUAAAGCCCUGCUUGGAUCAGCUACAUCCCAGAGCUCCCAAUUGGAUAGUAGCUUCAUGGGACAAAUUGGCUUCCCUAUGUAGCCCCUAAUUAAGGUUUCCCACUGCUGCAUUGAGGUCAGUGGCACUUCUUUGGAGUAGGCGACCUAAGGAUUUCGGCCUUAGAAAAUAAAAUCAACCUGUUUGUGGUACUCUAAUGCUGAAUGGAUAAAUACCCCAAAGUUUCCUGUCUGUGAAAUCCAAAAGAUUGAAACCAGGCUUCCUCAACCUCGGCCCUCCAGAUGUUUUUGGCCUACAACUCCCAUGAUCCCUAGCUAGCAGGACCAGCAGUCAGGGAUGCUGGGAACUGUAGUCUCAAAACAUCUGGAGGGCUGAGGUCGAGGAAGUCUGAUUUAAACCUUAAGUGUGGGUGGGAGUGGUGGCAUCGUGGGAACAUUUCUAUAAAUUGCCAUUUAAGGCAUAAGCAAGAGCUCAUGUGAGUACAUUAAGGAUAUAACUGAUGAUUAAGAAUAAUAAAAGUGCUUAUUUUCCUUGCUAGCUGCCCACCUAGUAGCAGUGUUGGAUUUGCUGCAGAUCCGUCCACUGAGGGCAGAGCAGGCAAGCGGCUGUGUCAGAUCUGCCUCCACUGGACCCAUUGCAACAUCCCUGUCAUCCUUACCUGCUUUAGAGUCCUGUUUUAUAGGUUGUAAAACUGCCUGGUGUCAGCUUCUGUUUUGUGGUUAAGAAGGUUCUUGCUCAAGGGAAUUUCCGGUGGAAUAGGAAAGAAGCAUGGGAGGCCAGGAAGCUGUCUCCUAAGAAUAGGCUGAAGGCUGGAGCUGAGCUGGUUUGAGUCUGAAAUUGCCUGGAUGGGAAUCAAACGUAAGUGUCCCUGAGCUCCUUGGAAGAACAUGGGUAAAAGUGGAAUGAAAUAAAUGUAUGCCUCUGUAUGGGACAAUAUGGUUUUGUUUUGUUGUUUGUCUAAGGCUGGGUGAAAACUCCAUGUGCCUGCCGUAGAAUGCUGCUUGUAGAUGAAUGUUUCCUAUGUAUGUAAUCAUUUCUAGCUUUAGAAACCUAGACUUGCAAUGGAAAAAAGCCCCUUCCAGGGAAAGCCCUGGAGGAGAAGGGACAUAGAAGGCUGUGAGGCGACAGGGACUUUCAGUCUCGACAACUGAUUUUCAGGGAAUAAGACUACCAAGAAGUGUCAUUAGGCCUGACACUCAACCAAGUUUGUGGAGAUCAUAUUUUUGCUGAUAAAGAGUUAAUUCCAACUUUGAGCAGUGUUUUAUUGCCAGCUCACUCUUAGACAUUUGUUUCAAGCUUGUGACAUUGGAAGCAGAAGUUUGCAUCUCUAUGAUACUGGCCUAAUGUGGGCAUAACACUGACUCCCAACAAACCAUGGUUUGCAAAUUGGGAGCCAGCUGAAUGAAUACACAUUCCUCUUUUCUCUUCCUCCUUCUCACGUCAGUUUAUAGAAAGAUGAAGUGUCUUGAUUCCAGGUUCCAUGCAGUCAUUUUCCUCCUGUGCACUGGCAGAGUGUGUCCCUUUUUCCUCCACUAUGCUGCUGCUCACAAGUCCCACAGAAAGCCCAGUGCGAGGGAGAAACACGACCUCAAGAGAAGGGGUCAGUGUUGGCUGCCUGAUGAGCCUGCAAUGAUGGGAAGGACCGUAUCUGGGGCACAGCACAUGCAAUGCUUGCAGAAGGCCCCAGUUUUAAUUCCUGACAGCUCCAAGUGGGAUGGUGAUAUACCCCUUUCUGAAACCUUGGGAGAGCUGCGGCCGCUUUGAGAAGGUGGACCUGGUGGUCUAAUUCUGUAUAAGGCAGAUUCCUAUGAGUAAGCAAAGCCAGUUUGCCUGUUCUCCUGGUCCGAUGACAGGAAUUGCUUCGUGAUAUUUCGGUACUUGUGUUAGUAAUGGCACAUUCUGUGGAAAAGCUGGGGUAAAAACAGUGUUAGAAUCUCAGGUAUAUAAGCCAGGUGCAAAAUGGCUUCUUAAGCCAAGGUUACAGUCACCAUUUUUGGGCAUUUUACACUAUUUUACAGUUGCCACUUUUGGGCAAGACAGCUCUAAAGUCUUAUUUUCCAAAUGAUGGCCUGACCGUGAUUGGUUCUCAGUUAAACAUCUGGCUACUUCAGAUGACUACCUUGAGCAAGGUUAAGAGCUUUGAAAACAUAAAGAAGAAAAGUCCCAUGAUCCAGGGACAGUCCACGUAUAUAUUGGCCUACUCCGACUUCUUUUUCUUAAUGGUGACUGUUCCUGCUCAGGCUGCACAGAAAAAGCAUUUUGGUUCCAGAAUUCAUUCUGCUUGUGCAGAUAAAAUAUAACGGAUAGAAUUCUAACAGGAUGUGGCAUUAGUGAAGGUACUUUUUUCCACCUUUGUUGGACGUGCCCAAAGAUUAAGGCUUUCUGGGAAAUGAUAUAUAAUGAAUUGAAAAAGGUAUUUAAAUAUACCUUCUUGAAGAAACCAGAGGCCCUUCUCUUGGGCAUAGUCGGCCAAUUGGUGCUAAAGAGGACAGAACUUUUUUUAUGUAUGCUACAACAGCAGCAAGAAUUCUUAUUGCAAAGUAUUGGAAGACACAAGAUCUACCCACCUUGGAAGAAUGGCAGAUGAAGGUGAUGGACUAUAUGGAACUGGCGGAAAUGACUGGCAGAAUCCGAGACCAGGGAGAAGAGUCGAUGGAGGAAGAUUGGAAAAAGUUUAAAGAUUAUUUACAGAAAUAUUGUAAAAUUAAUGAAUGUUAGAAUGAUGCUGGAUAGAAACUAAGUGGUCUCUAGCUGAAAGGUUACAAGGGAAGAUGAAAAAAGGGUUUAUUAUGUAAUAGGUAAAAAUCUAAAAUUACAACAUUUUUAUGAUUAAUGAUUAGGAUAUUAAAAGAGGGGAGGGAUUUGCUGAACAAAAUAAUUGAACUGGAAUACAAAAAAGGAAGGUGUGAGGAGGUCCUGGAAAUAAGUAAAUGAAGGUUAAGUAAUGGAAGGAAAGAAUUGUUUUUAUAUUUUUACUAUGUAUUUUCUUUUUUAUUCUUUUUUUUCUUUUUCUUUGUGUGUUUUGUAAAACAUUGAAAAUUUUAAUAAAUAUCUUAUAAUAAUAAUAAAAAAGGAUGUGGCAUUAGCUUGCGAAAGCAGUCCAGAUUCAAUUAUCCCCAGGCAUGCACCUCCGUGGUGGAGAUGUCAUCCGCCAUCUUGGCUCCCAGGCAUCUUCACUUUGUCGCAAGUGGUUGAAAGCCAGGUGCAAAAUGUGUCUGGCACUGGCUAAUUUCGAACACCGGGUAAGAAACAGACCUGUGUCUGGAUAUGCCCUUUUGAUAUAUAUUUUUAAAGUAACCAAUAAUAGUAUAUGGAGGACUUUAACGUGUUUAGCCUGUGUCAUGUGCUAUCUCAGUGAUCUUUAAAAACAGCCUAGGCCACUCUUAUUCCAAAAUUGCUGAUGGGGGCUGAGGGAAGAAUAUCCCACUUGCAUUUCAAUCUCUCUUGCUGUUAAUUUUACUUUUUUUUUAAAAAAAAAUAUUAUAGUUCUAGUAUUUAUUGGAAACCUCUUAGAGAUUUUAUUACAGUUAAGCAGUACAUCAAUUUUGUUCCAUAAAUAAAAUCCUGUUGCCCGCUUGAUUAAUUAUUGCGGUGGCCUUGCCCAGCCUGUUGCCCUCCAGAUGUUCUGAACUACAACUCCCAGCCAGCACAGCUGUUCUAUCAGUUCUUUUAACAACUUUAAAAACCGAACGUUAAUGUGCCUUUAAUACGUGAUUUUUGCUGCUGCGUGGGUGGGAGGACAUAGGCUGCUGCGGUUGCUUCUCUUUUUUUUUUUUUUUUUGAAUAAUUUUUAUUAAAGUUUUAAACAAAGAAAAAAAAAACAACACACACACAAAAAAAAACAAUACAAAAUUUAACAAUAAAAACACACAACAUAACAAUUUUAAACAAACUCUCUUUUACAUUCCCAAUUUUGAAUUACUUAUUUUCUGGACUUCCUCAUACCUCCCUCUUUUGUAUUCCAAUCUACAUUAUUUGUCCAGCAGUUUCUUUUCCACUUUUUUAAACCCAAUCUUUAAUUUAAUGAAAUAUUAAACUAUAUAGCUUCAGCUUUUUAAACAUAAUCCUUGUUCUUAAUGUCAUAUACCUUUAAAUUUUUCCCUUUUAUUAUCAAAUUUCCAUUUCUUUAAACAUCUUUAAUCUUAAUCUUUAAUCUUAAUCUAUCCUUAGCUUUAACCUGUACAGCUGGAAACCACUUAUUUUCAAUCCAACAUCACUUUAACAUUCCUUAAUUUUGCAGUGUUUCUGAAGAUAGUCUUUGAAUUUCUUCCAAUCUUCCUCCAUCGACUCUUCUCCCUGGUCACGGAUUCUACCAGUCAUUUCCGCCAAUUCCAUAUAGUCCAUAAGUUUCAUCUGCCAUUCCUCCAGCGUGGGAAGUUCUUGUGUCUUCCAAUACUUUGCGAUGAGUAUUCUUGCUGCUGUUGUUGCAUACAUAAAGAAAGUUCUGUCCUUUUUUAACACCAUUUGGCCCACUAUGCCCAGGAGAAAGGCCUCUGGUUUCUUGGGGAAGGUAUACUUAAAUACCUUUUUAAUUCAUUAUAUAUCAUUUCCCAGAAAGCCUUAAUCUUUGGGCACGUCCACCAAAGGUGAAAAAUGUACCUUCGUUUCUUUACAUUUCCAACAUUUGUUAUCGGGCAAAUGAUAGAUUUUUGCAGGCUUGACUGGGGUUAUGUACCACCUGUAUAUCAUUUUCAUAAUAUUCUCUCUUAAGGCAUUACAUGCCAUAAAUUUCAUACCAGUGGUCCAUAACUGUUCCCAGUCAGCAAACAUAAUGUUGUGUCCUACGUCCUGUGCCCAUUUAAUCAUAGCCGAUUUUACCGUUUCAUCUUGAAAGAUGCUGCGGUUGCUUCUCAAUGACCGUUGUUGUUAGUAUUUUUCCUGAGCAAGAGAACAUUUCAUGCACUGCUUUUGUUCUUUGAGCUCUGGAACCAAGCGUCCGUGGAUAGCAGUGAGAACAAGCGCAACAAAUCUGAAUAUAACAUUGCUUUGCUUCAGAGGACUCCCAAAGAUUGCUCUGUGUGAUGUUAGUUCUAUCUCUCUCUCCCAGGCAGCCCCUUCCUAUGAAAUAUUAUCAAUGGCUUUGUAGUAACAGUAAUUACCCAACUGUAUUUAUCCUCAGGGAGCACUGGCUGUGUGGAGGGACCCCUGUUGUGCUCUCCUGUCGCGACAUCAGCCUGCACUUUUAAGGCAGGAAAGGCUGUCCUGGGAAAUAUAAGCAUGAGUUCCAGUGCCUUGCAUCCAAAACAACAAAAAUUAAGCUCCUUUUAGUUUAAAUAGUGGGCACUGGGCAAGAAGAGGGUUUGAACGGGUGAUUUUAGCAGUAUACUUGCCUUCAAAGUUGAAAUGUUUUAACUUCUGUAUGUAAGGGCUUUUUGAAGUUGCAUAGUAAGGAACUUGCAGGCCAGAGAGACAUAACUUUUAUCUAGUUAACGGUGUUAUUGCAGCGCUGCAGUCCGCGGUACAUAUGUGUGCACGUGUAUAGUCACACCUUGACACCAGGCAACUUGACCUGGAAAAAAGCAUUCCUGCAAUGAGGAAUGACAGAGAUCACAGGUAAGGUAAAGGGACCCCUGACCAUUAGGUCCAGUUGUGGCCGACUCUGGGGUUGCGACACUCAUCUCACUUUAUUGGCCGAGGGAGCCGGCGUACAGCUUCCGGGUCAUGUAGCCAGCAUGACUAAGCCACUUCUGGCAAACCAGAGCAGCACAUGGAAACGCCGUUUACCUUCCUGCCGGAGCGGUACCUAUUUAUCUACUUGCACUUUGAUGUGCUUUCGAACUGCUAGGUUGGCAGGAGCUGGGACUGAGCAACGGGAGCUCACCCUGUUGCGGGGAUUCGAACCGCAGACCUUCUGAUUGGCCUAAUCCUUCCCUCUCCAGGUGUGGGUUUCUCUCCACCCCUUCCUGUGCACCACUUAAGAGUUGGAAGGUAGCCUCCCAGUUGAGCCAAUGGGAAUGGUGGUUUUUUAUUUUUGGUUCUCUGUUUUCAAAUGCUUAAUUGCUCCACAGGGGAUAUAUUUGGCAGGGUGGUCAUAUAACCCGACCAAUUCACCCACCCACCCACAUGCCUUUAGCAAUUAGUCAAAACCAGGGGUCAGCAAGCUUUUUCAGCAGGGGGCCGGUCCACUGUCCCUCAGACCUUGUGAGGGGCUGGACUAUAUAUUUUUUUUGGGGGGGUGAAUGAAUUCCUAUGCCCCACAAACAACCCAGAGGUGCAUUUUAAAUAAAAGCACACAUUCUACUCACGUAAAAGCACGCUGAUUCCCGGACUGUCCGCGGUCCGGAUUGAGAAGGACCUUAGUUUGCCCUGGGCCUUAGUUUGCCUACCCAUGGUCAAAACAGUUAUUGGCGUCAAUAGAAAGCUUGUUCUUUCUCAUUAAACAUGGUCGCCACAUGGAAAGGGACAAGGAGGGAUGGUGCUGUGGGCCACGUCUGGUCAUUGGCUAGCAGUUACCCUCUUCUGCUUCAGAGGGAAGAAGCUUGUUUUCUCCUGCUCUGGAGGGUAGGAUUCAAACCAAUGGCUUCAAGCACCAAGAAAGGAGAUUCCAACUAAACAUACGGAAAAGCUUUCUGACAGUAAGAGCUGUUCAACAGUGGAACAGUCUCCCUCAGGAGGUUGUGGACUCUCCUUUCUUGGAGGUUUUGAAGCAGAGAUUUGAUGGCCAUCUGUCAUGGAUGCUUUAGCUGAAAUUCCUGCAUUGCGGAAGGUUGGACUAGAUGAUCUUUGGUGUCCCUUCCAACUCUAUAGUUCUAUGAUUCUGUGAGCUGGAGCAAUUCUAACUACUUAUUUCAGUUGUGAUUCUGGUAUCUGAGGAAUAAGGAAUAGUAAUCUAGCUGUUGGGAUUAGUAAUAAUUGAGCGAAUGAAUUUAUUGUGCAACAAGAGGGCUUGAGAGAUGCUGAAUACAUAUGCAGCAGAUCUUUGAAUGCAAAUUAGAUUUGCAAAAUAUGCAACAUUGUACAACUUGUCUCUAACCCUGCUGGCAUUAUAUGCAACAAUUUAGAAUAUUCUGGAAUUUGAGAAUAUUUAAGAAACUGAAUACCUCUGUUCCCACUUAGUAAUUUUUAUUCCCUGUUAAUUCAGUGCAAGCCUCUUUAUACUAGACGAGAGAGCUGCAAAUAUCCCAUCAUCUUGGGUAUUUAGGCACUCAGACCUUUGUAGAACCAGGAAAUUUUGGAAUAUUUUCAAUCUUCUUUUUUAAGUUAAGUACUGAAAAUAUAAAGGUAAAUAAAAUUGAAUAUAGAGUUAAAGUUUUCUUCCUUCUUUGGUCAAAUGCUACCCAUUCUUAAUUUUUUUGGUGUGUGUCCUCCAGCUGGUUAAUGGAAGUUGUAGAGGUUGGCUUUGCAUAUAUUUGGACCAACUACAUGGAGAAGCAGCAUAUGAAUUGUGGCAGAAGCUGCGCAAGUUCUUGGUUUGUGAAUGAAGUGUUUAUGGUACACAGAAAAAACUGCAGUAAAGUUGCUUCUCUGCUUCCAUUAGAGCAUAAUCUCACCUUUUUGGAGGUGUUUCUUGCACUGGGACAUAGGAGUUUAUGUGGUGUGUCCUUUUACUUGCACAUUAGUGAUCCCUUGUUUCACCCCAAAAGCAAACUAUGUGAUUGGGGAAUGUUCAUUCGUGAAAUGGGUUCCUAAAUGCUGGUAGGAUUGGGAUGAUGACAUUUACUGUUGUCUUUAAGUACUUCUUUGUAUAACUCUGAAGUGGAGCAUAAGUUGCACAUUAUUUUAAUUCCUCUAUGACUUAGAUCAGGGUGCCCAAACUUUUUUUCAAAGAGGGCCAGAUUUGGUGAAGUGAACAUGCGUGAGGGUCAGCCAAAGUUGUUGAGCUCUUUUUAACGAUUUUUUUAGGAUUGAAGUUGUUGAGCUUUCUUUACGGUUUUACCCCAAAGUUCUUAAGCUUUUUUAAGGGUUUGACCCCAAUAAAUAAACUGCCACAGGGGCCGGAUAAAACCAGUUGUGGGGUGGAUUAGGCCCCCGAAGCAAAGUUGACACACCUGACUUAGAUUCAGACUUGGUCCCAUCAUGGAUGACCACCUUUACUCGCCUCUCUCAGGAUCUUGAGAAAUUGGAUUGGCGCAGAGACGUGACACAGAGCAUAAAGCAAGUCAAAAUGGUCUCCUCCAAGAAGGGCAGUUAAAUCAGAGCAGCUUCUUUCUUCUUCCUUGCCCCCUCUCAUUCUCUCUGUUUCUUUAAAGGCAUUCAGGGGAAUGACCACCUAGAGACAAGGCGAACACUGUAUAGUUAACUCCUGCUUUCAGCCUAUAUUUUCCACAAACAUGUUUUAACAGUGUAAUUUUAGAACUGUUAAGAUGGGAGGGGGGAAGGUUCUGUGCUUGUAUUUUAACACUUGGUAAGGAAUCUUCUGCCUGUUUAUAUAGGCUGUGAGUAAAAAGUUAUGCCCUGGAGCUGAUCUAGGUUAUGAAAAAUUCAAGUUGAAACAUAUACAGGAGUGGGGUGGGUGGGUGUGUGUGUGUGUGUGUGUGCGCGCGCGUGUGCGCGCACACACACACAAACGUGAAUCUCAAGUUGAAGCAAAGCACAUAAAUGCUAUGACUACACUAAUGCUCAAAUGCCAGAGUGGGUGGGAGGCUGGGACAUGUGUGUGUUUGUUUUUUCUUAUCCCUUGUCUUCUGGCUAUGGACCUGAUAUUUAAUGAAAUCAUGCAAUCAGCCCGAACCAUUGCCAUCUCAGUAUGUAUUUAAAAAUCUAAAACAUUGCAGGCAUUUUACCUGGUUUCUUAUCACAUGUAUUGAGGAAAAUUCUGAGAUGUGUGGUAUUCAGUGGAUCAGGCCCCCAGUCAUUCCUUUAUGGCUUUUGAUUCUAGGUUUGAAAAUGAAUGCAUUUGUCUAUCCAAUCCUUUUUUUUUUCAUAUGAUGAAUUUUAUAAGGAUAAAAACAGUUCAUCUUCGAGUACUUGGAAUGUAUGGAGCUGAUACUUUGCCCCCUGUUGGGAAUACAAGUUCUCUUAACCUUGUAUUCCUCCCAUGUUCCCACUGUAGGAAAAGGAAUGGGAUUGAUAGCUUGCAGAAUGUUCAUAACAGCAGUCUGUUGACAAUCUAAAAGGAGAGCAACUAAACAUCAUCUUCUGACCUUGAAAUCUAAGGUUAUGUCCCUGUUUUUGACAGUCAAGAAAAUCAAAGUAGAUACUUGGUGAGCUCAUUUGUAUAUUCUUACAUUUGCCCUGAAAUCUUUGUUGGGUGUUGGCCGCACCAGGCUACAAAGGUUAAGCAAUACAUUUAGUACUUUUCUCUGUUUUGUACUUUUGAAGCCUAGGUAUCCCCUGUAUAUCUUGAAAUCAAAGAAUUAAUAGCUAACUUUGCUAAACUUGAACGGCUAGACAUCAGAACCACAUUAUUUAGCAACUCAGAUUUAGCAAAGUUAUUUUAAAUGGCACAAUGGGUGAUAUGAUAUCUUGCAAAUGGAGAAGAGUUGUCUUGCACUGAUCUGAUUCAUCAUGCUUAGUUCUUGGAAAGCUUAUCUUAUUUCCAGUUACAUUGUUGAGGAACCUUCUAUGCAGAUAACUCUGAUUUGUUCUGACACAUCUUAAGAGAUGUGAUUUUCAGAACCAGAAGGCAGGAGGUGAGCCAUAAAAUUGAGAAGUUAGAACAUUUCAAUUGUAUUUCGUUAUCUCAUCCACCAUAUCAUGAACAGGCAACAUUUUGUAUGCAACUUUUUGGGAUCAAUGUACUAAUCAGAUAGGGAAAACUAAGACUGCAUUUUCAGAAAUCUUCUAUGUGAAUAAUUGCUAGGCUUGUGAGGUGAAAUGUGAAGCUCUGCUGGCCUCACCUGAAAUUUUAAAUGGGUGCUUUUUCAUGGCUUUCCUUCCAAUAUGCAUCUACAGUUAGCAGAUAUUUUGCAUUUCAGGGCACAGUCAUUACAGUUCACCUUCCAGCAAAAGGAAGCACAAUGCUCAAUAGCAAUACAUACUUUAAAUCAGGAUCUAGUGCAAUCUUGAUGGGGUUUUGAUGUGUUCAUUUUGGAAGCCGUUUUUGCAUUGGAUGUGAUACCAGAGGCAGUGGGCAUUCUCUCUACCAGAUGGGUGAAAUGGACAGCUUUAAUAUUAUCCCUGCAUUUUCAGACACAACAGUCAAUCACUUCUGCUGCUUCUCUCCCACGUGUGUGUGUGUCUGUGUACUGUAGUGGUACCUCUACUUUCGUAUCCUUCAGGAUACGUCCGCUGCAAACCUGGAAGUAUUUUCUGGGUUUCGCUGCACGCGCAUGCACAGAAACACUCUACGCACCACGCACAUGUGCAGAAGUGCUAAACCGCGCAUGUGCAGACGCGGCACCUCCGGUUGCAAAUUCCUCAGGAUAUGACCGGAGCUCCAGAACGGAUCCCAUUCGCAACCGGAGGUACCACUGUACUACAUAGUAGGAAGAAAUAGGAUGCUACAGUGGUGCCCCGCAAGACGAAUACCUCGCAAGACGAAAAACUCGCUAGACGAAAGGGUUUUCCGUUUUUUGAGCUGCUUCGCAAGACGAAUUUCCCUAUGGGCUUGCUUCGCAAGACGAAAAACGAAAACAUCUUGCAAGUUUGUUUCCUUUUCUUAACACCGUUAAUACAGUUGCGACUUGACUUCGAGGAGCAACUCAGAGAACGCGGUGUGGGAGCCUUUUUUGAGGUUUUUGAAGACUUUGGUGAUUUUUGAAGCUUUUCCAAAACUUCUUUUAAACUUUUAAAACUUUUUGGGGGGGGUUGGAUUUUGGGUUGGGGUGUUUGGAAUUCAAGGACUUGGUGUUGGGGAGGGGUUUGCAAGAAUCUGGAAGCUUGUGUGGUUUUUUUCUGCAUUUUUAUGAUUUUCUGUGACCAUUGGGCCACUCUGCUGUUUUUUAAAAAAUCUGGAUUUGAAUUUCUGUGUGGUGAGUGGCUGGGGGAACAGUUGAGGAGGGGUUCUUCAGCAAGAAGCAAAGAGUGGAAGAGGAACCUUCUUCGAGUUGUCCCCAGAGUCUUAGAAAAUGUACUGUACACUUUGUUGAUUUUUAAAUGUUUUUCUGUCAUGUUUAGAAACUUAAUUUAUUGUUCCUUCAAUUUUUGAAAUGCUCUUUACAGUAUGUGUGACUUUAAAGAGCACUUAAUAAACUCUUGUUGUACCAAAUUUGGCUUUGUUUGAACUUUUUUUGACCAUAGGAACGCAUUAAUUGAAUUUCAAUGCAUUCCUAUGGGAUUUCGUGCUUCGCAAGACGAAAAAUUCGCUAGACGAAAAAACUCACGGAACGAAUUAAUUUCGUGUUGCGAGGCACCACUGUAUUUUGUAAUGCUUUGGAAGAGAGCUCACAAUGGGCAAAACACAGAUAGUGAUUAGUCCCCUCAAGGCAGUUUCUAGACUUAGCCCAGAAAGAUUCACACAGGCAUGUUAUAUAAGGCUUAAAGCAGCAAAUUUAAAAUUGCCAUGGAACCAGCAGUCCCCUAACUCUGGUAUCUACCUUUGUUAAUGAGACAUGGUUGUUUUCUUAAUUAAUUCAUAUAGUGUUUAAAGCAGGCAUGGCCAAACUUGGCCCUCUAGAUGCUUUGGGACUACAAUUCCCAUCAUUCCUGACCACUAGCCUGUUAGCUAGGGAUGAUGGGAGUUGUAGUCUGAAAAAAACUUCUGGAGGGCCAAGUUUGGCCAUGCCUGGAAACUUUAAAGGAACAUAAAAUGCGGCUGGAGGCAGAAAAGCUUAUGACCAUCGAUAAAAUGGAAGAUCAUUGUUUCUCUCUCUCUGGGUCCAGACCAUAGCAUCUCUUUUUCUAAGCACUGGUGAAGACAAUACUUUGCAUGCUGGAUUCUUUGGCUGGCCUCCUCCCUUGCUCUCUCCACCUUGCCUUUCCCCCUCACCACCUCACUGCAGGAAGCAGUGAAUGAUCAAACCGGAGAUCACUAAGUCAGUGAAAUCUCAUGUUCAGUUUAAACACAGGAUCUUCUUGGUCUGGUCUUUUCCUGAUACAGGGCGGUUGGAGGAUGAAUGAAGCAGGGACGUGCUGGGGCGUCCUCACAAUUCCCUCCCCAGGUAAAAUUUGGGAGCCACAUGCCAUCAGAAUGGGCUGUAGGACAUCAUUUGUAUUUUUGUUGAAUUUGCUGAUGGAAGUGAGAUUUCCAAGGCACUCAUGGCAGGGAAUUGAAAGGGCAUUCUGUGUCUACUAAGCCACUUCUAGACUUCAGCUUUGGGUGCAAUUAAUGCUGAAUUAGAUACAGGUAGAAGUUGACUUCAGUACUUUGUAACAAUAAAUAAGUCCUUCAAGCAUGAGGUUGGGCUCUUUAGGAAUAUUUGUUGGGAGAGUGACUUUACGUGAGAAAGAAAGAGAGAGAGAGAGAGAACACAUAAUGUUUGUAGAAGCGUUACAAUUUUUCUGAAUGGAGUAAAUGCAUUGAUGAUUAGCUUCUAUCUCCAGCAUGCUUAUAUGAAAUAAAUAGUGUUUCACUGCUGCAUGCUCUUGCAUUUCUACUCAAGGGUUUACAGUGGGAAUUUUAUCUUGCAGCCAGGAUUUGUAGCCCAGCCUACAUAAUAGGGCUGGACGAUAACUGGUUUUCAACAUUGCGAUAUAUCACCAACUAAAUCAUAAUACUUUUAUGUAUCACUAUGUCUGAUAGCAUGCUUCAACUCAUACACACCAACUCUAUGGGGCCCCAAAGUAUGCAGGAAUGAUGGGGCUGAAUCCCCCCAGUGUUGAGGGGCUGGACCCUGCUGGGCCUCCUCACGAUGGCGGCGGCUGAGUUCCUUUGCAGGCCAACCGUGGUGGUGGAAAUGACGAAGCAUACAGUGAUACCUCGGGUCACAGACGCUUCAGGUUGCGUGUUUUCGGGUUGCACACCACACCGAACCUGGAAGUACCAGAAUGGAUUACUUCCGGGUUUUGGCGCUCACGCAUUCGCAGAACUACUAAAUUGCGCUUUGCGCAGAAGCGCUGAAUGGCAACCUGUGCAUGCGCAGACAUGGCGCUGCAGGUUGCAAACGUGCCUCCUGCACGGAUCACGUUCACAACCCAAGCGUCCACUGUAUAAGGAAAUAAGAAGAAGAUGAAGCAUAUAAGGAAAUACAGUGGUACCUCGGGUUACAUACGCUUCAGGUUACAUACGCUUCAGGUUACAGACUGCGCUAACCCAGAAAUAGUGCUUCAGGGUAAGAACUUUGCUUCAGGAUGAGAACAGAAAUUGUGUGGCGGCAGCGCAGCAGCACCGGGAAGCCCCAUUAGCUAAAGUGGUGCUUCAGGUUAAGAACAGUUUCAGCUUAAGAACGGACCUCUGGAACGAAUUAAGUACUUAACCUGAGGUACCACUGUAUAGGGUUGGAGGUACAGAGAUUUAAACAACACAGCAAGGUUUUGGUUUUUUUGCGUGUUUUCUCUGAAGCAAAGGCACCACCAACACAGAGGCACAAACACACACACACAUGCAAAAGAAGGCAAAGGCAGCAACAUACCAGGAGCAAGCCGGGAGACGGAGGGGCCUUCCUGCCAAGAAAAGUAUCUGUUUGGGAAAUCAGCUGCCGAGGGCUCUGCUUUCCAGAUCUUGCUGUACCAAUUGGCUGGCGUGUCCCUCCCUGGGCUGGGAGCUGCCGUGUCUGGGCUCUGCUGGCUGCUUAAAGUUCAGUUCAGCUUUGCGUUUCUGCCGCUGGUUCUUUGAUUGUCUAGCCAUGGGCGUGUGUGCACACGUGUCUUUGCUCCAGGAUUGUUAGCAGGAUCCGUGUCAUUAGAUGAACUCUGGAAGUUUUGGGGGUGAGAGCAGGAAGUUACGCUUAAAUAGUUGGUUUGUGUGCUUGCAGGCAAGGGCUCAUUGGGAAAAUGGCUGCCCACCCUCAGCGUGAGGUGCCUUCUUGCCAAGAAAAGUGCUGCCCCCCUGAGAAGCUGUCAGUCCCCACCUUUUGCUCACAUUUCCCUCACGGUAUAUUGCCUGGUUCAAGCACUUGCCCACGAUGUCAUUUCAAUACUAGUAUUGGACGCUAUAGCAAUUUAUUGCAUAGCCCUACUACACAAGUCAUUCCGUACUGACAUUCCAUACUCCUAGUGAGGCUUCUGUCCCCACUUUACAAUAUUAUUUGCACAAGAUCAAAACAUGGAUUUGGAUUUCUUUGGAGGUGAAGCAAGGGGUGUAUGUGCACAUACAUGUCAGGUCUAUAAGCUGUGCUUGUGCAACUGUUUUGUAUUUCUGGUACUUAAAACUAGGGGUAGACAACCUAAGGCCCGGGGGCCGGAUGCAGCCCAAUCGCCUUCUCAGUCCGGCCCGCGGACGGUCCGGGAAUCAGCGUGCUUUUACAUGAGUAGAAUGUGUCCUUUUAUUUAAAAUGCACCUCUGCAUUUUAAAUAAAUAAUAACCCAGAGAGCACAAUUUAAAGUGUUGGUCCAGCUCCGAGGGCCUUCUGGCAGUUGCCUCACUUGUGAGAAGCAAAGUUACAGGGAAUUAGGCAGAGGGCCUUUUUGGUAGUGGUGCCCACCCUGUGGAACGCCCUCCCAUCAGAUGUCAAGGAGAUGAGUAAGUAUAAAACCAUUAGAAGACAUCUGAAGGCAGUCCUGUAUAGGGAAGCCUUUUAAUGUGUAAUGUUUUGUUAUGUUUUUAUAUAUGUUGGAAGCCACCCAGUCAGAUGGGCAGGAUACAAAUAAAAUGUUGUUGUUGUUGUUAAUAGUCUUGAAUAAAAUACUUCUUUGCAAAGGGCCUUUAACUGCUGGUCGUUCUUUGUUUUGUUUACAAAGUUUUAAGACUGAGGGGUGGGGUACAGUUGCAUAUAUCCUGAGGUGAAGUUGGCGGUGUUGCGGGGCAUAACAUUUUUCAAGUGCUUCCUUCUUCAGCAACAAUUUCCCCCAUUUCAUAAGUCCAUUGCUAACUGUGAAUGCCUGCCAAUUGCAAUAUAAGACAAGCUUGGCAGUUUCAAUCUUUCAAGCUUUGUUUACUAAAAUUCAAGUAAACUAAACACAUUGAGUUAGAUCACACCCUAGGGUAUCAGGAAAAUUUCCAGUGAAAACCACCCAAAUUUCCAUAGGGAGGCUUUAUGGUAACUUUACCAGUUUUCUCCCCCCCCCCCAAAAAAUAUCGCUGGAAGUCAGCUGUCCAUAUAGAGAAAUUUCACUUGUUUAGGAGCCAGAUAUUCAAAGGGCUGUGAAAUCUGUUUCGCCUCAAGAAAUUCCUGUCCUCCCAUCAUUAGGCAUCAAAUCAGUGGAUACCUUCAAAUGGGCUAAUUUGGUGUUUUGACCCCGUAUAUUUCUUCCUCUCCCCUCCCCAAACGUUAGCUCUCAUCACUCUUGUACCUUUUUUAAGAAAGGAGAGGCUGUCACUGCCCACCUUUUCCUCCACCAACUGCAUGCCACUGGAACAGGCAGUUUCCAUGGCAAUGCUGCUUGUUUCCAUGGCAGAGUGCUGCUAAUGUGGCUGACUUCGUGGUUCACUUUGUUCACUCUGUUCCUAAAUCCGGAAAACUGAAAGGGGAAGCAGCCUCCUUAGUCCAAAUGAUCGGGACCGGAAUCGGCGGGUAGGCUGGCAGGUGGGAAGCAAGCACUGUGACUGCUGCCUGUGUUUAAGACGUCAUGUCAGAGCUGGAUUUGAAGUUCACCCCCGUUGCCUGUUCCAAGGUCUUAAUUCUGUGCUUUGAUCCUGAAAUGAAAAUGUCUUUGCAUAUGCGGAAGGAUUGAAAUAGUCACACAAUACCUGCAACCCGGGGUUUCCAUCUUCUUUGCAGAUCUGUCUGUUGUGCCUCUAAACAGCACCUUGGCCUGCAGACAUGAACAGGUGGCAAUUUUUCCCUCUGGGAUAUGAAAAUAUUUGCCUAUGGUUUCAAGCACCCCAGGCCGCUGUUGACCUAGUCCAAGGGUAGCCAACAAGGUGCCCUUCAGUUAUUGUGAACUAGAAUUAGUGACAGCCAGUAUGGCCAGUGGUUAUGGGGUUUGUAGUCUGCAACAUCUGAAGAGCUCCGUGCACCUGGUGUGGUCUUAGUUACCUGACAACCUUGUUACUGAAAAAGGCUUCCAGAUCAGAGGGUACGAUUGAUAAGCGAGCUCUCAUCUUAAGUGCAUUGUGUCAAGCGAAUCACAUCCCUUCCCCAGUGCCUGCAGUGGAUAAAGGAGCUAAUUGUAGUUUCUCCCAGUAUGUCCUGGGGGACAAGGCUUCAAGCAUCUCUAGCAGAUGUGUGUGUUAAAAUUGAUUCCUAAACACCUGUUCUAUCCAGCAGCUUCUCCAGAGCCAUUAGUCAAGCCAAUUCAUGUUUUUGCAAGUUCUUAACUUGUAUCUAUGUAGUUUUUCAUCUUGAUGAUGCGCUCAUGUGUUCCAAAAGUCAGCACACUUUCUGUUCUAGAGGGAUUAUUCUUCCUCACUUUGAAAGUAGUUUUGAAAGCAGAAAAAUGACUUACUGCACCCAUGUUUUAGAACCACACACACAAAAAGGUGAAUACUGAACUCUGUGCAUGUGCACUCACAAUGGCACCAUGUAAAGGGAGUUGUUCUUAGGCUUGGUUAUGAGUGUGUUCUGUCUUUUAUUCACUUUGUGGAAAAAAGGACUUUCAUGAAAUGUCCUUUACUGCUCGAAAAUCUGAAACUGUUCAGUCCUAUGCAGUGAUUGUGCCUAGGAAUUCUGCAUGUGUUUUUCCCUUCUACACAGUUAGCAGCUUGCUUUCCUACAUCAUCUGAUGCUUCUCCAACAGAGCAGGUUUUUUUAAUUGAAAAAAAAUGCACGGUGAAAUCUUUCAUUUUAACGGUGUGUGAGAAAUACAAGCAAUACUGGCCUGGAAUGGGAGUGUAGUUUAUAUAAUGUUACACUGAAGCGUAAGGUUAUACUGGCCUAUAGUUUAUCAGAGGAGAUAGGGAAGCCUGUGGUAACUUUACACUAAGUAGUUACAUCCUAAGAAUUUGACCUGUGGUCUAAGAUGCCUUAGUGAGAGCACUUGACCAGCAGGGGUUGCAGGCUGUUGUGAUAACCCAAGAAUCCAAAGGCACCACUAAAUGUGAUUGGAAAAGUUCUUAACCUGCUGCUGGCCCAUGUGCAAAGAGCUACAGUGGUGCCCCGCAAGACGAAUGCCUCGCAAGACGAAAAACUCGCUAGACGAAAGGGUUUUGCGUUUUUUGAGUCGUUCUGCAAGACGAAUUUCCCUAUGGGCUUGCUUCGCAAGACGAAACGUCUUGCAAGUUCUUGCGAGUUUGUUUCCUUUUUCUUAAAGCCGCUAAGCCGUUAAUAGCUGCUAAGCCGUUAAUAGCCGCUAAGCCGCUAAUAGCCGUGCUUCCAAAGACGAAAAAACCGCAAGACGAAGAGACUCGCGGAACGGAUUAAUUUCGUCUUGCGAGGCACCACUGUACAUAGGAGGUGCUUCGGUUUUAUCUCUCUAAAAUAAAUAAGAGCAGUUGCAUUUGUAGGCAAACUUUACAUGCUUUUUCUAGGGCUGAUAGUAAGCAGAGUAUGUAGAAUUCAGCUCUGCAUUCUGUUCUUGCCAAUAUUGUCUCUCUCUCUGUGUGUGUAUUUGUUUCUGUGUUUAUAAUCAGCACUUUCAUAAAGAUAUAUCAUGGUGGUAUGCAUCACAUAAGAAUAUGAUAUGAAGCAUAUCAUUUUUAAAAGUAAUUUUGUAAGUUGUGUGUCCUUGUUUCUCAUUUUGAUCCUUUUACAUGGUUUGUAUGUUUUGUGGUAUUUUAUGCCUUGAGACUUGCCAUUAUUUUUAUAGUUUACAGAUUAGUAAUCCUUUAUUGUAAUUGAUAAGUGUAAACUAUGUACUGUAUUUUUCGCUCUAUAAGACGCACCAGACCACAAGACGCACCUAGUUUUUGGAGGAGGAAAACUAGGGAAAAAAAAUUCUGAAUCUCAGAAGCCAGAACAGCAAGAGGGAUCGCUGCGCAGUGAAAGCAGCAAUCCCUCUUGCUGUUCUGGCUUCUGUGAUAGCUGCGCAGCCUGCAUUCGCUCCAUAAGACGCACACACAUUUCCCCUUACUUUUUAGGAGGGAAAAAGUGAGUCUUACAGAGCAAAAAAUACGGUAAUUAUUAUUUGCUGAUGUUUAAUUUUACUGUUUACUAUUAGAUUCUAAUGGAUUGUUGAAUAUUGCUUUAUUUGAUUUAAGUUGUUUAUUUCAAAGUUGUUGUGACGUUUUGUCUUGGAUCAGAUUGUUAUUAUUAAUGUUUGAUGUUUUAUUGUGUGUUUAUAUGUGUUGGAAGCUGCCCAGAGUGUCGGGGGCAACCCAGCCAGAUGAAUGGGGGUAUAUAUUUAAAACGUAUUAUUAUUAAGAAUAAAAUCAGUGAAAGCCAUCCAUAAAUACAGUUUGGUUAAAAAACGAAUAUUCACACACUCUUCAAACCUGGUUCAGUUGCUGGUUCUUUCCUUAUUUUAGAAUUCUGUUCUCUAGUGUUAGCAUAGUUACUACUGUCAAGAGCUGAGAUCUCUCUAAAACUAUGCAAAUACCACUUAGAAAUCAACCUGGCCAUUGCCAACACCCAAGCAACACUGGACACAGAUAAGCCCCAAUGGUGGAAUCCAGCAGGUUCUGAGUCCUUCCUCUCCACCCCCUUUUAACUGCUCUUUCACCCCCUGAAUCCGCUCUGGAGGGUGUGUGUGAAAAGGAACUGAAGGUUCUAUGGCAUGUGUGGGUAGACAUAAUUGGAUGUUACCCCAAAACAACAAAAAGAAGUAAUCUCUGCUUCUCUCCUUUGCAUUGUCUCCCAACAAACAGAGCAGAAUCAGAGUACUUAUAGUACUGCCUGGAGCAGUGGGGGCAAAACUCAUCAAUUUAAAGCAGUUUAAAUGGUUAAUCUUCUUUAAGAGGUUGGGGAAUGUAGAGUAGACUCAAGUGCCUUGCUAACCAAACCAAUUCAAAAUAGCAUGAAUCAAGAGUCAAAGAGGGGAGAAGAAAUAUAUUGCAAAACUACGUGGAAAAUUAAAAUGUUUGGGUGGAGGGAAUACCAGAAGGAUUUAUGGUGUUGGGUUAUAGCGUUGUGAAGAACACAACCAUAGCAGAAUUAUUUCCCAUGUGUGGAAUUCAACACUUACAAUGACUUUUCCAUAUGACCUUAUGGUGACAGAGGGACUCAGGAGCAGCUUCUGUUUCACCCAUGGUAUACUGCCAGGUGAAGCAACCAUUGCAGUUUGGCCCUCAUACUGAUCUUGGACGAUGUAUCGAUACAUUGCCCAGACCUACUGUCCUGGAUUUAAACACCAUGUAUGUAACCACUUUUGUCUGGACUGGGAAUGCCUGUGUGGCUUAUCGUCAGUGGUGGUUAGUUCCUGUUGGCAACAGCUGGUCAUAGAAAUCACCCAUCCACCACAAGUACCUCAUAUCACUAGUUCUAUAAGAAUAAUACUUGCAUACAACAUACUUUCAUGGGGAUUACAUCAGAUCUGGUGUUGACUGAGUCUCUUAUCAGUACAGAUUAUCCUUUCUGGAUUAUCAGUAGGAGUGGUUUACUUUGAGUUGAGUGGGGUUAUAAUUUCCCUAAUUUUAUUCUUCUGGGUGUAUAAUGGUGGUGAUUUUUCAUCACUUGCAUUAGGAAUAGCCAACAUGGCACCCAUCAGAUGUUGUGGACUCCAGUUCCCAUCUGCCCAAGACAGAAUGGUGAGGGAGGAUCAGAGUUGGGGGUCUGCAACAUCUGAAGGACACCAUGUUGAAGCCCCUUGACUUCUGUGAUACCUAGAUAAAUCUUUGAGAAGUACUGAUUCUUAUCAUCUGUACAGUUAAAAUGUUAAAGGUGAGCUUCAGUAUUAAAUGUGUCUUUGAGCUAGAUGGUGGUGAGUGAGAAAUCAAGCUGUAAUGCUACGAUAUGUCCCCAGAAUAUGGAUUUCCAUGACAUUUGUCUUCAGCCUAAGCAUUCUGUUAGUGAAUGGUGGUGGUGAUGCCAGUGUUAGAAACUGAGAUAUGAAAGCUACCAGCUAAAUGGCACCUUAAACCUAGGUUAUGGGCUCAACAACGAAAUGUCUAGGCAUGCAUUUUUUAAAAAUAGUUUUUAUUGGUUUUUCGAUAUAUACAUCCUUUAUGAAAUAUAUCUCUAACAAUUUUCCAUUUUUUCCUGCCCCCCUCCCCUGGACUUCCCUCAUACUUCCACUUUGUUUUACAUUCAAUUUAUUCAUCCUGCGUAUUACUUCCCCAAUUAAUUCCUAAUACAUUUACAUCUCUUUUUUUAUUAUAUACAUUUGUGAAUGUUUACUCAAACCCUGCCAGUGAGUCCAACUCUUCAUCUUGUAUCUUCAUAUAUAUUGUAAAUGGUUCCCAUUCUAUUUUAAAGUCUUUGUUGUCCCUUUCAUGUAAUUUAUCUGUUAAUUUGUUAAUUCUGCAUAUUCCAUGAGUUUCUCUUGCCAUUGUUCUUUCGUUGGGGUUUCUUCUGUCUUCCAAGCUUGUGCUGGUAGAAUUCUUGCCGCUGUUGUUGCAUACAUAAAUCAUUUCCAGUUGUCUUUUCUUAUUUCUUGAUCUAAAAUCCCUAGGAGGAAUGCUUCUGGUUUCUUAACACAAGUCUUUUUAAACAUUUUUUUCAAUUCAUUAUAUAUCAUUUCCCAAUAAUUUCUGACCUUUCUGCAUUCCCACCACAUAGGAUAAAAUGUACCAUCUUUUUCUUUACAUCUCCAACAAGUUUUUGAUCCCGUCUUAUACAUUUUAGCCACUUUCUCUGGUGUAAUGUAUCAUCUAGGCACACAUUUUUAUAACAAGAAUACAAAGCUGAAAGUGAAUGAACUGCAGCUAAAAUAUUAUGUUCAUAUUUCACAUGAUCUAGUCCUUCCCCUGCCCACCCCCUUAAUAUUCUUUUUUAAAAAUAAUUUUUAUUGACUGGUUUUAUGUUACAAAAAACAAUACAGCCAUACUACCACUAAAUAUAAUUAAGAAAUAAAAAUUACAUACAUCGAUAUUUAGUUUGUUAUUUGUUAUUUACCGUCAUAUUUCCUCCCAAACAUUGCAUACAACAACACACAUAUGUGCAGACACCCACACACCCACACCUGCACAGAAAAUGAUAAUAAUGAAAGUAAAUAUUUUUCCCCCUUUUAUCUUCCAAAAUCUUUUCUUCAACUUUGACUUCCUGUCAAGUCCCUUUGCAUAUUUUUUAUCUUACAUUUGAAUGUACACAAAACAAUAAAAAUUUCUAUAUAAUUUUUCUAAUACAUUCUGAAAACAUAAUAAAUCCUUAAUUGUUGUCCACCUCCUUUUAGUUCCUUUAUCAUUCGAAUGCUAGCACGGAGUCAAAACUAUUAUUGUAUUUUUGAACAUAUCUUCUAUAACCAUCCCAUUUUUCUGCAAAUUUUUGCUUUGAGUUUCCUCUGAGUUUACUAGUCAGUUGAGCCGUCUCCACCAAUUCCUGUAAUUUGAUUUGCCAAUCUGUUAUUUUUCUUAAGAGGGUCUCUUCUCCAGUCUUCAGAGAGUAGCUGGAAAUAGGGAAGUAGUUCCUUUCACUCUGCAGUUUUACUCUGAAAUCUUAGGGGCGAAGUACUGUGCCCAGAGCUCAAAAACUGCUCACGCUAAUGAAAUCCCCCAAAAUGCGCCUAGAACAAUGGGAGUUUCAAACACUGGGUGAUACAUUUGACUUAUCAGUUGCACAUGCCAGUGGCAGAUUAUAGGGUUGCGUGCUCUUGCUCUUUCCAUCUCUGUAAAAUUAGUCCAUUUCCACCCCUCGCUAAAUCCCCUGGUUGGAUCCUCUGCAAAUGGCAUAUGUAAUCCAAACUUGGUAAGUCAAAUACAGGCUUGUCACACUUUGGGAGAUUUACCUGUCUCCUGUCUAUUAUUAGAAUUAGGUUUGGAUACUCCAACUUGUGUUACCAUCUCCAAAAUGUACCUCGCUUGCAUGUUACAGGUAUCUGACAAGAACUUGAUAUUCACUGUUUAUGACAUGGUUUGCAAUUCCCCAAAGAAGAUGUGUCUAAAGUGGCAAAGUAUUUGAAGUCAAAUAGAGCAGAACAAUUUUUAAAAGUAAACUCUUCUAGCAUAGGCACAAGCAUUCCACUGAUCCACCGCAUGACCCAAUUUGCACAGCUUUGGUUAUAGCAGCAAGAGCCUCUGUUAUCAAGAGACAGAAAAAUGGCAACAUGGGUUAUUUACAAGAUCAAAGGGAAAAGGCUCUUGGACUCAAAAGUCAGUGAAUUUGCCGAUCAGAACUGCCUGUGUGCCAAUGAGCACUAGGGUAUUACUGUCAGAAGACAGAUUCAAAAUUCAAAAUGACCUUAACAGGUUGGAGAACUAGACCCAAGCUAACAACAUGAAUUUUGAUAGGGACAAACGUAAGGUUCUGCACUUGGGCAGGAAGACCCAGAUGCACAAAUAUAAGAUGGGGGACACCUGGCUUACUAGCAGUACAUGUAAAAAGGAUCUAGGGGUCUUGGUGGACCACAAGCUUAACAUGAGUCAACAGUGUGAUGCAGCAGCAAAAAAAAGCUAAUGCUAUUCUAGGCUGCAUCAACUGAAAUAAUAGUGUUCAGAUCAAGGGAAGUAAUAGUAUUGCUCUAUUCUGCCUUGGUCAGAGCACACCUGGAAUACUGUGUCCAAUUCUGGGCACCACAAUUUAAGAAGGAUGUUGACAAGCUGGAAUGUGCGCAGAGGAGGGCAACCAAGAUGAUCAAGGGUCUGGAAACCAAGCCUUAUGAGGAGUGCUUGAAGGAGCUGGGUAUGUUUAGCCUGGAAAAGAGGAGAUGUGAUAGCCACCUUCAAAUAUCUCAGGGGCUAUCACAUGGAAGAUGGAGCAUGCUUGUAUUCUCCUGCUCUGGAGAGUAGGACUUGAACCAAUGGCUUCAAGUUACAAGAAAGGAGAAUCCGACUAAACGAACAGAAAAAGUUUCUGACAGAAAGAGCUGUUUGACAGUGGAACAGUCUCCCUCGGAAGAUGGUAGACUCUCCUUCCUUGGAGGUUUUUAAGCUGAGGUUGGAUGGCCGUCUGUCAUGGAUGCUUUAGCUGAGAUUCCUGCAUUGCAGGGGAGGGGGUGGAUUAGAUGAUCCUUGGAUCUUUUCCAACUCUAUGAUCCUAUGAUAUGAUUCUCUUACUCCCCCCUCAAAUUGGAGUGCAACAAGGGGGGAAAGGCAAGACCAUCCUGAUAGUGUAACUGUGAGUAAAAUUUUGUACAGUACGUCUCUUUACUACAUUUUUUGGUCUUUAAGAUACCACAAGAAUUAUUUGUUGCUUUUGCUUUAUGGACUCUUUCUUUCUUUGGAGGUUAGUUGAGAUUUGGACCUCAAAUGAUUGUGGCAAUGUAACCUGGAGCAUAAGGGACACGGGUGGCACUGUGGUCUAAACCACAGAACCUAGGGCUUGCUGAUCAGAAGGUCAGCGGUUCAAAUCCCCGUGACGGGGUGAGCACCCGUUGCUCGGUCCCUGCUCCUGCCCACCUAGCAGUUCGAAAGCACAUCAAAGUGCAAGUAGAUAAAUAGGUACCGCUCCGGUGGGAAGGUAAAUGGUGUUUCCAUGCGCUGCUCUGGUUCGCCAGAAGCGGCUUAGUCAUGCUGGCCACAUGACCCAGAAGCUGUCUGCGGACAAACAUCGGCUCCCUCAGCCUAUAAGGCGAGAUCAGUGUGCAACCCCAGAGUCGUCCGCAACUGGAUCUAGGUCAGGGGUCCCUUUACCUUUACCCUGGAGCAUAAGAGACUGGUGAGAGGGCAAAAGGGGAUCCACAGAUUUUGGUUUGCCCUAGUAGCCAGCUGUUACUUAUGGUUGUCAUAGAUCUCUUCCCAAGAGUCAUCUGCCAUGCUCAGAGAACUUGGAGGAGGGAUUUGAUCAAAAACACACUUGAACUUACUACUUCCCUGGAGCCUGGCAGGAAGCAAAUGAGAAUUUAGCAGUAGAAGUGAGUAUCUGAUCCCGCCUUCUGAGUUCCCUGUAGUUUGCAGAAAAUUUGCUGGGAUAGAGGGGAUUUUCCUGAUCACUUUGAACGAUACUUAUCUUUAUCUGUCUUGCUGGGCAUGCCAUAAGUGAUUAAAAUGUUAAAGCAAUAAUGCAAAACUCGACAACUCAAAACAUAACAUCAAUCACCUAUGGGGAAUAAACAGUCAAAAACUAAUCAAAAACUGCAGUUAAAAUGCUUGAGUAACUGAUUCUUUUAGGGCUUUUCUUUUAGUGUUAAUGACAGUGCACAUUUUUAAACCCCCCCCCCAAUUGUUUGAUGUUCCAAAUGCACGCUGACUGGCUGUAGCCCCAUGCAGUUCAUAAUCUUGUUGAAAAAUGCAUGGUUUUCCUGGUGAGUGAAGAUGCUCUUAGUCACUUGCAGAAAAGUCCCCAAAGCAGUUGUUUUUAUGCUUGGAGGAGAUAAUGGCAUAUUUGGGGGGGGGGGACUAGCAAGCCCUGUUCUUUCCUCCUACAGGUGUUUCAGGUAGGCAAAAGUAUUCAGGGACCACUGUACAAGGGGGCAUGUGUAGGAAGUUGUACGAUGUGAAUGAGGCUUCUGCUUGGGCAAUGAAACUCUCCCUCCUUCUCUUUUGUACUGCAGCUCCCAUGCCCUCCUCAGUCUACUCUGGAGGUGUGGGGGACCCUGUCUAAUGCAUCUGCAAAGGGGAAGCCCCAUCAUAAGUAGAAGUAGAAGCUUACACAACAUUGAAUUUCACCCCCGGUUGUUUUUUCGUUUUGAAAUAAAAAUAAAAAUGGAUGCUUUGGAUAGAUUUGUGGGAUCUUUGCCUUGUAUCGUAUAAAACAGCCAAAACAAAACCAGCAUUUUGGAAAAGGUGCAAAGAGAACAGCUUUAAUAAUGAAUCCUUUUCUUUUCUUUUCUUUUACUGUUACAGAAAAGCUUGCCAGCAGCAUGUCUAGACAUGAUGUUUUGUAGCAUCCCUCUGUACAGUAUAUAGUCAAAUUUAAACAGUGCUGGGGCGUGUAAUGAAUUUCUGAGUGACUACUAAAUUCCUUGCAUGGUGCUUCAGGGCAUGAACAAAGAAGCCAAAGGAUGUUAAUCUUGGAAGUGAGAGUAGUCUGCAAGUUGUCUUGGUUUAUAGAUAACUCUUCUUAGUCCUGCUUGAUUAUUCACCUGGUUAUUCUUAUACACCUGGUUAUUCUUAAAAAUUGUCCUCUUGUCUAAAGUUUGACAUUUUCAUGAACUAUAGUUCUACAGCAGGUAUAGGCAAACUCUGGCCUUCCAGAUGUUUGGGACUACAAUUCCCAUCAUCCCUGACCACUGGUCCUGUUAGCUAGGGAUGAUGGGAAUUGUAGUGCCGAACAUCUGGAGGGCCCAAGUUUGCCUAUGCCUGGUCUAUAGGGUACAUAAAGGUGGCAGGAUACACUGAGCUGCAAAUGCUGCAGUAACUUGAAAUCUGCCACCUUCUCCUCCUAAGAGUAAGCGCAGUGCUGCAAAGGAAAGGAACCUUAAUCUUUCAUUUAUUUUAUUUUUAUUGGUGGUGUUAUUUAUUUAUGGUGACUUCCAAUGCGCUAGAACGGGCGUCAUACAAAAGUACAACCUAGGCAAUGAAACAGGAAUGAAAUGAGUGGCAGAAUUCACAACAGAAUCACGGUUCCUAAAACUCCCACAUUUUCACAGUCUUCCCCCCCCCCUUUUUCUCCUAAGGCACACAGAAGAAGACACAAUGGAUCCUUUCUGCCCCGCCAGUGCUUUCCCCUGGGGAAAUGGCUUUUCAGAUGGAUUGUGUUUAGUAGACGUCAGAUGGUACCCCCAAGAGUUAGCUGACAGGCUAUGUGCUCAAGUAAAAUAGUUCAGGCAAAACUAAUUCCAGGGGCAUGUUUGUGCCUGAUACAGUGUCACUGCCAGUAGAUGCAGAAAAAAAUGUAUAGGAGAGCUUUUGUAUAUUUACCUGAAAAGUGUUAAUCAUUAGUGGAAGGCGAGGGGGGUGGAAUCCACAUGCCAGCAGCUGUAGGAACAAGCAGGAACAACAGAGGCAGAAGCUGGGCAUUAGGUUUGUUUGUGCAGAUUGCUAGGAAUGCCCUAGUUCAGGUCUUGCCUCCCACAUGAACUCUCUGCAUGGUCAUAGGCAAGCUUCUCCCUUUUUAGCCUUACCUUCUCGCACCACUGGGACGCGGGUGGCCCUGUGGUGUAAGUAAACCACUGAGCCUUGGGCUUGCUGAUCGGAAGGUAAGCGGUUCGAAUCCCCGCAACAGGGUGAGCUCCCGUUGCUCGGUCCCUGCUCCCGCCAACCUAGCAGUUCGAAAGCACGUCUAAGUGCAAGUAGAUGAAUAGGUACUGCUCCAGCGGGAAGGUAAAUGGUGUUUCCGUGCACUGCUCUGGUUUCGCCAGAAGCGGCUUAGUCAUGCUGGCCACAUGACCCAGAAAAACUGUCUGCGGAAGCGAACAAACGCUGGCUCCCUCGGCCUGUAAAGCGAGAUGAGCGCCUCAACCCCAGAGUUGUCCGCGACUGGACUUAACUGUCAGGGGUCUUUUACCUUUACCUUCUCGCACCACUACCCUAUCUGCUGUAUGGCUAUGAUGAUAGUGAGCAACAUUACUGGGUUGCUGAAUAGAUUGCUGAGGGAAACCCUUACAUGCAUCUUGGGGGAGGGGGAAUCACACAUAGUAAGGGGCUUUUGGCCCAAUCCAGGGACAUGCAGCCCUUUGGACCUGCCCCAAUGUCACAUGAGCUAAAACCCUGAGCUGCUGUGCUUCUAGUUCACAUGGGAAGCCAUGGGCCUAGGCUUCCCCCUGCAGAUGUCCACAUCUCAGGUGUGUCGAUUGGGACCAGGGGAUGGGGGCCACAUGACCUUGAGGUGGCUCCAACAGUGACCUACAAAUUCACACAUGUACACGAAGCGCAUGUGAAGCUCUUUGUGAACACACAAAUGGUUCUUCCUAGGUAUAGUACAUGUUUUGGGGUAAGAAUUAUGUUUGUUCGACUAACCCAAAACUUUGCUAAUUACAUGUCGUCUGUUUCCCCUCUCCCGGGAUUCUAGAAGGCAGUUCCCAGAGCAAAGAAUAGGAAGUGUCCUCAGUCUGUCAGAGGCUGUCUUCACAUACACAGGAAGUCCCUAACUCACCAACAGUUUGAGACCCAUUGGCUACCCUCACCUGGUUUAGUUGGCCACUCAAAGCAGUUCUUGGGGUGUGGCCGCUGUUGCAUGCUGACAACUUUGAGGAGCACAGGUGAGAUCUGAGUGCAGGGUGGGGGCCAAAGGUACACAGACUACCCCAGAAGGAGUGCAGCGUACCCCACACCAGAGGUAAAGGUAAAGGGACCCCUGACCAUUAGGUCCAGUCAUGACCGACUCUGGGGUUGCGGUGCUCAUCUCGCUUUAUUGGCCAAGGAAGCUGGUGUACAGCUUCCGGGUCAUGUGGCCAGCAUGACUAAGACACUUCUGGCGAACCAGAGCAGCACACGGAAACGCCGUUUACCUUCCUGCUGGAGUGGUACCUAUUUAUCUACUUGCACUUUGACGUGCUUUCGAACUGCUAGGUUGGCAGGAGCAGGGACCGAGCAACGGGAGCUCACCCCAUCGCGGGGAUUUGAACCGCUGACCUUCUGAUUGGCAAGCCCUAGGCUCUGUGGCUUAACCCACAGCACCACCCGCGCCCCCCACACCAGAGGUACUACUCCCCUAACAUACCAUUUAAAGAAAUCCCUCAAUACUCAGCUCUUGUGAUCCUAGCUACGAUCACAAUAUUGAUUUCAAUGGAAUUUCCAAAUAUGUGGUCUUAAGAUUAGGGCAUCAUUGUACAGUGGUACCUCCGGUUGCGGACGGGAUCCGUUCCGCAGGUCCGGUCGAAUCCCGAGGUUUCCGCAACCUGAAGACCGCUUCUGCGCAUGUGUGCGCGAUGAAACCUGGUAAAAUACUUCAGGGUUUGCCGCGCGCAUUACGUAAACAGAAGUGUGACUAUAUAUCAUAGGAUCCAAAUUCAAUCAAUCACUGAUUUUAUUUUUGCUUUGGUCUCUUUAAUCCCCAAUGUCAGUUUCUUAAAUUUGGAUUUGGGAUGGGUUUAUGGGAGCAGCACUGGAUGUUGCAAAUCUUAUUUUGAAGCCUUGGGAUUCUGAACAUGUAGCUUCUAGUUUAAAUUGUAUCAUUUAUUUAUUAUUCUGUACAUUAGCGCUGUACAUUGAAGCAUUCAGUUGCACACAUGGACUUCACAAUUUAUUCUUUUCAUUACCUUGCUGCUUGUGUGAGGAUUUUUUUAGCUGCCAUUGGCUAGAUCUUGCAUUUUAUUGGUUAUUGGUGGAAACUGCUUUAAUUGUUAAAACCCAUCACGUUAUACCUGAUCUGUUUUACCAUAAAGGCUGAAGUUUAAUGUUUCCACCUUUAUUUUUUAUAAAAUGUGUUAUCUCUGCCUUGGUUAUUAGAUGAGGGAAAGUGGAGUAUCUUUUGGGUUAGGCUAACAUAAAGUUCACUCCUAACUUUAAGAUGUUAAGUUUUUGAAAGCCCUUCUCAGAACAAUUCUAGGAGUACAGAAUCAAAAUUGCUUUUCAACAACCUUGGUAAAUCAGUGGAUAAAAUUGUGUUUCUUUCUUUUUAACCUGGUAAAAGUUGGGUGUUGUAGAACCCACACCUUAAAUUCAGCUCCUGAGAGAUGUACCGUAUUUUUCGCCCCAUAGGACGCACCGGCCCAUAGGAUGCACCUAGUUUUGGGGGGGGAAAUAAAGGGGGGGAUUAUUUUUUUCCCCCAGGUGCGGGGCUGGGGCGGGGGAAGUUCGGGCCCCAGAACAGGCUGCUAUCCGCAAGCCGUGGGAGAGCUGCGCGAAGCCAGAAGCUUGGGGUGUGCUGAGCUCAGUGCGCCCCAAGCUUUUGGGUGCCAGGCAAGCUCUCCAUUAGCCGUGGGAGAGCUUCGUCUCCCACGGCUAGCGGAUAGCUUCCUGAAGCCUGGAGAGCGAGAGGGGUCGGUGCGCACCGACCCCCCUCACUCUCCAGGUUUCAGCGAAAGCCUGCAUUCGCCCCAUAGGACGCACACGCAUUUCCCCUUCAUUUUUGGAGGGGAAAAAGUGCGUCCUAUAGGGCGAAAAAUACGGUACUUCCACCUGUGAACCUACUGAAGGGAGCAAAGGGUGCUGACUGGGUACUGCGAAUUUGCCAGUGUUAAUACACACACACACACACACACACACACACACAUAUGUUACCUACAUUGAUUAGCUGAUAGGACUGGUGCUCAAAACUGGUACUGGAGAUAACACUAUGGAAUCUGGCUUCACAAAAAGCCGCCUUAUAUUUUUAUACGUAGGUUUUGUAAUGGGGUCACUAGGUUUUCUCUGACAGCUCAGCUUCCUACAUAACCACAGUGACUGAGACUUUCUACUUCAGUUUCUAGGUAAAAAGAUGACCUCUAAGUAUUGUUCCCUAAUCUAUGGCAUUUAUCAUCUGAAGUAUUAUUAGACUAUUAUUUUUAGGUUUCUCUUUCAUAUACCUGACUGUUCCACUUUCCUGAAACCUUACCUAUGAUAUGCAUUUUCAAAAAGGCUAUUAAAAGUGAACCCACCCUUAGAGAUGGCUUAAAUCCGGGAUACUUAGCUUUUUACAUUCAAAGGGGACAUUCAUCCAAGUUGAUUCAUGGUGCCCAGGAAAUGCUAAAGUUUCUGCCUAUUUAUAUACCUGAUUUGUUUCAAGAGAUAAAUUUCUUUACUUAGAAAAACUAGGAAGAGAGGGAAUUGGAUAUACUGUGGUUGUUGUUGUUUAGUUGUUUAGUCGUGUCCGACUCUUCGUGACCCCAUGGACCAGAGCACGCCAGGCACUCCUGUCUUCCACUGCCUCCCGCAGUUUGGUCAAACUCAUGCUGGUAGCUUCGAGAACACUGUCCAACCAUCUCGUCCUCUGUCGUCCCCUUCUCCUUGUGCCCUCCAUCUUUCCCAACAUCACGGUCUCUUUUCCGGGGAGUCUUCUCUUCUCAUGAGGUGGCCAAAGUCUUGGAGCCUCGGUUUCACGAUCUGUCCUUCCAGUGAGCACUCAGGGCUGAUUUCCUUAUACAGUGGUACCUCGGGUUAAGUACUUAAUUCGUUCCGGAAGUCCGUUCUUAACCUGAAACUGUUCUUAACGUGAAGCACCACUUUAGCUAAUGGGGCCUCCCACUGCUGCCGCACCGCCGGAGCACGAUUUCUGUUCUCAUCCUGAAGCAAAGUUCUUAACCCGAGGUAAUAUUUCUGGGUUAGCGGAGUCUGUAACCUGAAGCGUUGCCUGUUGUGUGCCUGUUACAUAAUUUUGCAGCCAGCUUAGAUAGCAAAAAAUGGGGAGAAUGAAGACUAAGGUUUACACAUGAGAAGCAGCCAAACAGGUUUCAAGUGGGUCCAGGAGUGCCCCAAACAAUUCUAACAUUAUUGGACAUCCAAAGAUUGUAACAGAUAGGUGUGCUAUGACCAGAAAGUAUGAAUAAACGGUAUGCAUGCAGAGCAAAUGAUUCUCAACCACUCACCCAAAACGAACAAUCCAAGUUACAGGUCAAAAUUACCUGUGUAUGUACAGGAGAAAUUCUAGAAAGCUCCUGCCUAUUUUGCAGAUUAGAGAGACAAGCUUCAAGGGAAAUCUAUGAAUUCAUGUUAGAGAGUUCAAAUGCAAAUGCAAGCUCCCCUUCGCUACUUCUCCUUUUGCAACGGAUGCAACACAGUCACAGGACGCCUAUAAAUGCACAUAGAAACUCUGCCUCCAUACAUGAUGUCAGAAAGACAAGAGACUCGCUUCCUCAUUCAAGCAACACAGCCAAGAGGAGCAGAUAAGGAGACAGACAUGUAGAGAUGUAUGAGAGGUACUAAUAUAGCAACCACCACCCGAAUUUAAGGGAGGAAGAAGACUCAGAAAGGUACAAGAAAAGGAAUCAACACACAUACCUGUCUCCUCCUAGAACUGCUAGCACAUUUGCAAAGCUUAAGCAGGGUUGGGUCUGGUUUCAAGUUGGAUAGGGGGCUGUGUGUUGAGAUUACUGCAUUGCAGGCGGUUGGACUAGAUCAGGCUUCCUCAGCCUCUGCUCUCCAGGUGUUUUUUGGCCUACAACUCCCAUGAUCCCUAGCUAGCAGGACCAGUGGUCAGGGAAUAUGGGAAUUGUAUUGUUGUAUUGCUAUAUUGUUUUUAACACUUGAUUGGAAGCCACCCAGAGUGGCUGGGGAAACUCAACCAGAUGGGCGGGGUAUAAAUAAUAAAUUAUUGUUAUUGUAGUCGCAAAACAUCUGGAGGGCUGAGGUUGAGGAAGCCUAGAUGACUCUCAGGUACCUCCCAACUCUUCAAUUUUAUGAGUCUAUCAUGCCUUUCUCUCUCCCUCUUUUCAUCCAUUUAAAGUUGUUGUAUUUUUCACUCUAUAAGACGCACCAGACCACAAGACGCACCUAGUUUUUGGAGGAGGAAAACAAGGGAAAAAAAUUCCGAAUCUCAGAAGCCAGAACAGCAAGAGGGAUCGCUGCGCAGUGAAAGCAGCAAUCCCUCUUGCUGUUCUGGCUUCUGGGAUAGCUGCGCAGCCUGCAUUCGCUCCAUAAGACGCACACACAUUUCCCCUUACUUUUUAGGAGGGGAAAAGUGAGUCUUAUAGAGCAAAAAGGAUGGUAGUUUAAGAUCCCAAAGCUGGUAGCCAUAGUUUUCCCAUUCAGAUGGGAAGAUAUGGUUAAUUAGAUACUUCCUGCGCAUUGUGAAGGGGGGAAAAACAGUUUGUGCUGAUCUCUCCUUAAGUCAAGAUAUGAUCCAAACAACGCUGUGUCGAUAUUACACGCAGGACAACAGGGAUGGCUUGGCUUUUUGGUUUGAGGUGUCUGUUGAGAAAUCAUGGGAAGUUUUGCCAACAAUGAUGGCUUAAGCUGUUGUUGGUUCACAUCCCUUGCACCAGGCAUGUCCAGAGUCUGUUUCGGGGGCCUAAUCCAGCCCGCCGGUCAGUUUAAUCCGUCCCCUUUGGCAGUUUAUUUCCUGGGGUAAAACCCUAAAAAAACCUCACCAACUUCAAUCCUAAAAGACGCUCAACAACUCCAACUCUUUGGUCAACAACUUUGGUUGGCCCUCACAGCCCUUCACUUCAUCAAAUCCGGCCCUCUUUGAAAAAAAGUUUGGACACCACUGCUUUAUGUCAAUUAAAUCAUAUAAUAUAUGCCUGAAGACUCUACGUAUUCCAUUCUGGAAUACCCAUUGGAUUCUUCUGCCCAUCAUGGAUCUGUGGAAGAUUUUCCUUUUCUUUUUCCUCUUUUGAAACAGAGGCAGCUUUCAUAUUGUCACUGGGGGUGUGUUUUUUUGGGGGGGGUUUAAUAACAUACUGGUAAAUUCAGGUUUGAAAAUUAAAGUGGAUUUGGUGCUUUUGCACAACAAACCUGUUUCUCUCUCCCCACCCCCACCCCCAACCUUCAAACAACUUGACUUCUUGCAGUUAGGAAAGUGACAGGAAAAUGCACUGGGAAGUGUGGGGUGAGAAUUCUUUGGUGUAACAUUGUGUAACCUCCCUUCAAAGAAAAUUGGAGCGAAUGCCCAAGAAAGAGCCGAUAUGCAGACAAAUCAGGAUGAAUGUUCAGUAAACAGAUCUGUCUGGAAGCAGCCAGAGUGUGAAAAGUUUGUCUUUGGUUUGUUUUCAAGUACACCCCCUGCCUGCCUGCCUCAGGAUGAUAAACAGGCCUGUUAUGGUGUUUUUAAUCUCUCUUAGGGAAGGAAGUACGCUUUUAAAUAAACAUCAGAUACCUUUCCAUUUCUGCUAUCUUGAAUGAAAAUGAAAUCUUUAAAAUACCUUGCCGUUUGUGUGUGCGUGUGUCACACUGUGCUCUUGAAACGGUUUCAAAGGUACUUCAUAAUUUCCCCCUUUCUCUCCUUGAAAAAUCCAAGUGAAUUAAAAGCAAUUAGAGCUUCAAAGCCAGCUAUAUUUAAAAAUAGUAGCAUUUUUGUGAAUGUUUCUUCAAUAGAAGAAACAUCGCCUAUUGGAAACAGCAAGCCUGGAUCUCUUCCAGCCUUCUCCUAUAUUAUUUGAUAACUUAGUUGUGACUAAAGCCUUUAACAUACUCUGAAUAUUUAGAUAAAUGCUGCUUUUUAAUUUUAAAAAGAGCACUCUGUGCUCCUUUUGAUCUGACUCACUUAUCCCUUUCAUCAACGCCUGCCGUCCUCUUCGCAAACCACUUCUGCUACUGAGCUCUGUCAUCUGUAGGCUGCACAGUUAAUACAGGAUUGAUCAAAACUGGGUGGUUGUGAUGCAUAGCUAGAUUUACAUAAGCCUGCAGAACUAUCUGCCUUGUUUCAGGCUUCUCUCGGCUGUCAAAAUCUAGAAAAUUCUAGUUCCACACUCUUCAUAGAAUCAUAGAGUUGGAAGAGACCACAAGGGCCAUCGAGUCCAACCCCCUGCCAAGCAGGAAACACCAUCAGAGCACUCCUGACAUAUGGUUGUCAAGCCUCUGCUUAAAGACCUCCAAAGAAGGAGACUCCACCACACUCCUUGGCAGCAAAUUCCACUGUCAAACAGCUCUUACUGUCAGGAAGUUCUUCCUAAUGUUUAGGUGGAAUCUUCUUUCUUGUAGUUUGGAUCCAUUGCUCCGUGUCCGCUUCUCUGGAGCAGCAGAAAACAACCUUUCUCCCUCCUCUAUGUGACAUCCUUUUAUAUAUUGGAACAUGGCUAUCAUAUCACCCCUUAACCUCCUCUUCUCCAGGCUAAACAUGCCCAGCUCCCUUAGCCGUUCCUCAUAAGGCAUCGUUUCCAGGCCUUUGACCAUUUUGGUUGCCUUCCUCUGGACAUGUUCCAGUUUGUCAGUGUCCUUCUUGAACUGUGGUGCCCAGAACUGGACACAGUACUCCAGGUGAGGUCUGACCAGAGCAGAAUACAGUGGCACUAUUUUUUUGGCACAUUAUGGUUUUUUUUUUUUCUUCUCUACAUACCUCUUAACUGUCCCUCCAGGCGAUUCCAGUGGCUGGUCCCAACAUGUGGAAUUGGGGGGGGGGGUUCCACCUGCUCCUGCUCUCUGAUUGUUAUGUAGCCUCCCCUUCUCUUAGGCAGAGGCUUGUCCUGUUCCUCCGCACCCUUCUCUUUUGUAGGAAGUUUGUGCUGACAUCCAGUUUUGACUUGCUUAUAGGGGAGCUUCAGUUGUGGUUUGCUGGCCCCAGCCUUGGUAGCCCUUGCACUUGGAAAUGCAAGUGUGCAAAUGCAGGAGAGCACUUGUGCGGUAGAACUAAUAUUCCCACAACUUCCCCCCUCUACCUCUCCCCCCCCCCGCCAUGUUUAAAUCAGUUGAGCUCCAAAACCAGAAAUAUGCUCAACCUCUGGGAGCAAAGGGGUUUUAAAAGAAUUGGUGAGUGCAGAAGGGGUUAAACGCCCCCUUCUCCCCAUGCCAGUUCUCCAGUACAAAUGACCCCUAUGCCCCUCCCCCCAAUGUUUGUUGGGCCUUGGCAAUUGAUGCUUCCCUAUGAAGGACAUGGCUUAUGACAUGGGUAGGCAAACUAAGGCCCAGGGGCCGGAUCUGGCCCAAUCGCCUUCUAAAUUCAGCCCACGGAUAGUCCAGGAAUCAGCGUGUUUUUACAUGAGUAGAAUGUGUGGUUUUAUUUAAAAUGCAUCUCUGGGUGAUUUGUGGGGCCUGCCUGGUGUUUUUACAUGAGUAGAAUGUGUGCUUUUAUUUAAAAUGCAUCUCUGGGUUACUUGUGGGGCAUAGGAAUUCGUUCAUUUUUAUUUUUAUUUUCAGAAUAUAGUCCGGCCCCCCACAAGGUCUGGGGGAAGGUGGACCGGCCCCCUGCUGAAAAAGUUUGCUGACCCCUGUAAGCCCCAAGUGAUCAGCCAGAUGGGACCAAUAGGUAGUUCCAUAAUGACCAACACCAAAUCACGAAUGGGAGGAAGAAAAUAAAAAUAUAUAAUGGAAUUAAGUAUUUAUUACAAUGACAUUGUGAUAAAUAUUUCAGUGCAUUUUAAGGACAGUUGCUCUUUUAUCAGGGGAAGCUAUUUUUAACAGAUUCCGUCCAUAAGCCACAAUGCAAGGCUCUUGCUAACUUCUCAGCGGUGCAGUGGGCUGCCUCGCAUGGCUCCGUGGCAUGUGUUUGACUGGGUUGGUCACUGUUUUGUGCAGGUGCAGUCCACUCCCCCAGAUGUACAUUGCACCAAAUCGGAGUAGCACCAGCCCCUAGCAUCCUUAGCGGUCCUGAGUAAAAUGUUUGUGUUGCAGCUUUUAACCUCCUAACACUGGAAGCAGUGCUGAGACAUUCAGUUGGUUCAGGGCAAUGCAAGGGUGGUUGUUCAGUAGUGAGGGCAGGAUAUAAAUGGUAAUAGCAGGAUGCUGCUGUUGGUUUUUAAAACAACACCAACGGAGAAGGUGGAAGAGUAAAGGUGGAAGUGUUUGGUCAGUUUUUGGUUUAAUUCACUGUGGGAAUGCUGAAACAUGAGGAACUACGCAACUGGCCUAUAAAAUGCAGAAUAGUCCUCCGAUGACUCAUCUAGUACAAUGCAGUAUAUUUGUCAAGGAGACUGAAUCAUUCAAGGGGGGGGGGGAGCCACUUUUCUACUAACCAGCUGGUACUCGAGUCAGCAAGGCAAUCCAUUUUAUCGUAUGGUUUAUUGUGGCAAUAAUGGUAAAAACUGCACGCGGGGUUAUAAAAUGUAGAGGAAAUGGCAUCUGUCGGCAGGUACGUGUCUUCCUCUUUUAGAUGCUGUGUGUGCCUGGGCUCAGGUAGCCGGAUUUUUCCUCUUUCCAUGGUUUCUAGUCUCCCUUUUUAAAAACAAGUCUGUAAAUUCUGCAGUGGUGUGUUGUGGAAAGAAGGCACAUUUUAAUGGCUGACAUUUAAGAUGUUUCACUUGUGCUUACAUGACCCCUUUGGACUGAAAUGUGGAGUUGGGGGGGGGAUGAAGGCUACCUUUUCAUGAACUGAGUGACAGGGCAAAAAGGGAACUGGAUUUUGAAUGGCAAAGCAUAUCAUUGGGGACUGCGGCUCUUAUCUAUAUGAGUUGGCAGGUGACUAACAUUCUUUGAAGGAUGAGUGUAUCUAUCAUAGGUGAUUUGAGUUGUGAUAAAUUAAACUUUAACCAACGGUGUAUGCAGUAAUAACAGAGGGCUCUUGCCCUGGGGAGGAUUUCCCUCUCACCAAAUUCAAAAGGGACAAUUUCUUUUAUACUUCACAAAAUGUUGUAUUGCUAUUUAUUUUUGUCUGUAUUUGCUUUAUGCAGCAUUAAAAAAACAAAACAAACCAGGGAUGAAAAAAAGACAAAUUCAACCACAGGUAGAGGUACAUUUAUGGAAGUCUGUGGGGACACUUACAUUUUGCCAGCGGCCUGGUGGUGUAGCUUGGUGAUCCAGUAAUCCAACUGUUCUAUUUAUAGCUAUGCCUGUAAAGCAUAACAAAGCCUAGGGGUCCAGUUUUGCUGAUAGAUGUGCUUAGCAUCACAGCUUAAGCUAAUGGUCCCUAAAGGUAAAGGACCCCUGACAGUAAAGUACAGUCGUGAACAACUCUGGGGUUGCAGUGCUCAUCUCGCUUUACUGGCCGAGGGAGCCGACGUUUGUCUGCAGACACUUUAUCUGGGUUAUGUGGCCAGCAUGACUAAGCCGCUUCUGGCGAAACCAGAGCAGCGCACGGAAACACCGUUUACCUUCCCAUCGGAGCGGUGCCUAUUUAUCUAUUUGCACUUUGAUGUGCUUUCGAACUACUAGGUUGGCAGGAGCUGGGACUGAGCAACGGGAGCUCACCCCGUUGCGGGGAUUUGAACCACCAACCUUCUGAUCGGCAAGCCCUAGGCUUAGUGGUUAGAGCACAGCACCACCAUGUCCCAGUUGUCCCUAGGUCCCCUUCAAAGCCCCUCCAAAACUUUAAGCAGGCUUCACCAGCAAAAGCUCAUCUUCCAACAGAGCCCAUCUUCCUAUCAUUUCCGUAUCUGUGGAAUAUUUUGCCAAAAGACAGAAGUGAAUUUUGAUAGAGAAACGUUAUUGAAUAAAUGCUUUCCCUUUUGUAUUAAUUUGAUAACAACAACAAAAUGCAGACAUAACAGCAGCAAAGAAAACACAAUAAUCAAAAAUGUUAAUCAUAAGGCAUCACAGCCUGGAAGGACAAAUGCUUUGACACACGGCUCGGCAAGCAAUACUUGUAUUAAUGAACUGUAGCCAUAGCACAUGUGACCAUGCUAUCUACAGGGAGACUUGUCUGGGGGGUUUUAGAAGAAACAGGAAAAAUAGUAGUUGUCUAACGACAAGGUUAUCUUGAUUUUUAAAAAUGACAUACAUCAUCUGUAUGUCUUUUUUUAUUAAGUAACAAAUAAUUCUCUGAGGACCGUUUUCAGCCGUGGAUGCAAUUGUAGAAGAAUUAUCAAUUCAUUAAAAUUCCUACUUCUGUGUGUUCACUCUCUCAAUAUGACACCUAGUUAUUUUAUUAAAAGCAAUUGUACCCCACACUCUGCGCAUCUUACAGUAUUUGAAAUCUACAAUUAUCUAAAAGAAACAGGAGCCAUCACUUAAAAACAAACACUUGCUGCAUGAAGCAAAAGUCUGCUGGAAUAAAACAAAGUGUUCACCAAUUGGCAAAGAAGAGGAAAGGCAAGAGAGGAUAUGUGUAUAUGUCGGUAUUUUCACAGUUUAUUACAUGCUCAUUCUCUGGACAUCAGGGAAGGAAACUUGUGAGUGAGUGGUUCCUGGAUCUUGGAAGACAGAAUGUUGCCUGCCCUGCCCUGCCAGAUGGAUUACUAUGUGGGUCUAUCCUUGGAGUCAGUCUGGGGGCUGCCACUUGUGUACUUGUGGGAUAACAAAAGGCGAGGUGAAUGAAAUAUCCUGAGUUGGAUUAUAUUGUUUUCAGUGUUGCUUUCAAUCUUUCUUGUCCCCACUCACCUCCAUCCUGCGUUCAUUUUAUUUUAUUUUGAAGAACAGAGUUUAUGACUCAUAGGACAGAAAGUUGGGCAGGGGGAGGAACAAAGGAGGCAAAGAGAAGAGAAAUAAAUGUUUGAUGUAAAUCAGAAAAUGUAGCUCAUUCCCAAAUGCCUUUUGCUGGAAUGUUAAAUAAUGUGAUGUUUCGCCCGAAAACUUGGUCCAGAGAUUUACCUUUUCACCUACGGAAUUCAUGUCACUUUUCAGCCUGCAAUUCUCUUGUGAUUUUCAAUACUGUGAUCAGUAAUCAUUAAGUUCUCCCUUCCCCACCCACAGUCUCAAGCUGUCAGGAUCAGACCAGCAUGCACAGAUCUAAUCCAAAGAAUCUAGCCAAAGUAUCACAAUAGUCUGCCCCCGAUCAAAUAGUGAACCCCAAAGAAACACACUUUAAAAAGAGAAUGUGAAAUAUGAAUAGUAAACAAGGCAAAUCGACAAGGAUGUGAAGAAAGCAUGACAGGUUGCACAGUGCCUUUUUUCUUGCUAUCAAGAAUCUCCAUCACAUAAACACAGUGACCUUGGACUUUCCCAUCCAGUUGUGUGAGGCUUCUCCACAUUUUGAGUGUUCUGCUAAUCUUGCUUUUUGUUUGUAACUUGUCUCACUCACCAGCUGAUUAUAACCUGGGAUCUAAAAACAGAUCUUCAUAAGGCUGAAACAUCAACCAUCACCAACAAAAGCCACCCCAAAAAAGGUAUCUUGCUUUGGCAACUCUGCAGGGGGCAUAGGCUUUUUGCUGAGCCAACUCUAUUCUGCACUUCUGGCCAUUUGCAGCCUAAACUUUUGCAGAAAAAAUAUCCUAGAAGAAUGCUGUGGCAAUUUCAACCAGAUGUAAGGGAAAAUAUGACCUUGAAUGUCUUUGGGGGUUCAGGCCUUUUAAGGGCUUGUUGAGAUAGUAUCUCCUUGAGUUAUGUCUGGAAAACAACACUCCUGCAUCUUCCCGAUGGCUGAAAAUGAAGCUGUGAAAUGGGACCCAGAAGGACAUCACAAGAAGAUUUCAUUGCGCUGAGCAGCAAUUACCUUUUGUGUCUUUUCUGCCAGGAAUGCACAGAAGCACUCCAGUAGCUCCACAUCUAAAAGAACAGGACACCAUGUCCCCUGAUAACUCUUGCCCAAGAUCAACCGAUAGGGCAGCAGAAUGCAAUCAAAGUGAUAGCAUCUCCCAAUGAUUCCUGGAUAUAUGCUUUCUCCUGGGAUAGAAAUCCUUUUGCCUAUCCCAAGCAAAAAACCUAAUUGGCAUCCCAUUUUCCACUGUUUCAUGCAAGGAAAAGCACGGCAGAUUGCACAGUACUUUUUUUCUGGGAGGAAAACGGCCUCAUCCUAACAACAAGGGAACUCCUCCCAUUCACUGGUCUACAUGUCAACAAUCUCAUGCUUCUAUUAAUAGGUUUGUUUUAUCCCAUGGGUGGUAUCCUAGAAAGGAACUCCCUACCAUUGGCCCAUCUGGGAUAAAAUAAAUUUCAUUGGUUAACUUCAAAAGCUAUGAUGUCAUUGAUUCCAGAUCUCAGACCAACCCUCCAAUAAAUAGAGAGAAGAGUUUUUGCUGGUCCACAUCUUCCACUUCCACUUCCAGAAACAUGACUAAGGCAAUACCAGAGGUGUGUCUAUUAGAGGACCGGUCUUUCUCCAGGCAUCUAAGCUUUAUCUAUUCUAGAAGAGGUAAACCUUUGAACGAAAAGCAUUUUAGUUUAUAAAAAAAAACUAGGAAUGUGAUCUUUUGAUACUUGUCUUUUGAGCCAGCGUUCUUGUCCUUUGUUGAUAUUGUAACAAAAUGCUUUAGCCUAGGAAUUCUGCUUAUGUGAUUCUGGUAAAAGUGAUGCAUUGAUUUCUCUGUGUGCAAGCAAUGCAGACUAAUUUAUACUUUCCAAAAGGAUUUAUUGCUAUUUAUCAUACAAAGACCUGCAGCCCUUAUAGCCUGCUGUAAGUAGGAGCAGAUAUUCUUUUUAUGGUGUUAGGAGACUUACCCACAGUGUUUAAAAGUAAACCAUUUCAAUUUCCCAGUGUUGGCUUGUGUUUACAGAGUCUCAAAUGUAGGCUGUAUUCAUCACCAAGAGUAGACCACUUGGAAAGCAGCUGAGUAGGUAGCAUCUUGCUAGCCACCAGAACAGUUUGGUGUUUGAGUUUGGGGGUUUCUUGGCGGGGGGGACGGGUUGUUGCUGCUAGUGAUUUAGUUUCCAUGCAAAUUUAAGUGGGUAUUAAAAUUUACUGGUCACCACUAAAACUUGUACUGUGCUAAACUUGCAGCCAUUCUACACAUCACACAGAAUGUGAUGAUAGCCUAGGAUUGCAUAUGCAUUCGCUUGCCACAAAGAAAGCUGCACUAAACCUUUUUUCCCCUCUGGUUUCCUAGUUAUGCAGGGAAUUCUGUCUGUGCAGAAGCACGCUCAGAUCUGACAGAUAUGUCAUACCCGCCGCCAGAAGUAGCACGAUUCAGGAACUUGCUGCUUUAAUCUGCAUAAUGUAUUGAUAGGUUCUUGAUCUGCAAAGAAAAGAACUUUGUGUUAGAAAAGCUGUGAUUCCCGUGAGUGUUUUGAAGAAGAGUUUCAGGCAGAGACUCAGCAAAUAGAUCCAGAGAGAGCAGGGCCAGCUUAACUUCAAACUGUGGUGACACGCAUGGCCAUCUGAAGGACGUUUGUUGAAAGUUAAGAACAUUGCUGCUAGCAAUAUAUAUUACAGCUUCUAUAGCCUACGUAUAGUAGCGGUGUUUAAAAUGAGAGUCGCCAUAGCGACCCGUAGUUAAAAGUAGAAGUCGGCAAAUGUGUCCUCUUUUUUUGCUCUUCAAAAUAUGGCAGCCCUAGGUAAAAGAUCUGAGGAACUGCUGUAGUUAAAUGAUUCCUCCAGUAGAUUUGAGAUUAGAGUUCAGUUCUGUUUUUAGAGAAUGCUAGCCUUCAAAUAAUGCUCUGUUUUUCCCGAAAACAAAAAACACCUACCAGGCAGCCAAUGAAAUUUGCUCUUUCCAAGUAAUUGGAUCAAUCUGGUUUAUUCCUUUUUACCAUGACCUCAUGUGAAUGCGAAUGCAGAAUGUGAAGCUGAAUGGAGUUAGUGCAGAUUCUGAAUGGUGUUUCAGCCAUUAAUUUGCCUCUUUAUUGGAUUCCGCCCUUUCCUUUUGUCUGUUCCCAUUUAACAACCUCCACCUUUGACCUCUGACACUAUAAUGUUCUUUUGCUGAAUGGACGCUUUAGAGCCAGAUGAUUAUUCCAUUGUAAAUUGUGGAGUCAUUAGGAGCGCUCUAUUCUUAAAGCUUUUUGCUGUGCCAAAUGGUUUGUUCUAUACUUGAAGAUUCUGGAGAGAAAUAAGGGAGUUUGUGCUCCACAGAACUCAGUUUGGUCAUAGUGCAAAGUGUAAGAAUAUGAGGGUUACAUGCAUCCUUGGUUCUGUUUUUGCAGCCACAUCAGUGCAAAGUAAUUUAAUGCAUGUCUAAUUAUAGAAUUAUUGAAGAAUUAUAAGUCAAAUGCUUGGGAAAAGUUUGCUCAUUUUAAUUCCCCCCUUGCUUGUAAAAAUAAACAGGUUCUGAAAUCAUUUCAAAUUACAACUUGUUUAUGGUGAGAGGGGUAAUUGUUCGUUUUUAUGCAGUUUGUCUCUGUUUUGCCAGUGAAUUCAAAGUUGCUUUGCUUAUUUCUUUAGUGCAUUUGUCUCUUUUGAGUGGUGAGGGGGAUGGGAGGUGUUAACUACGAAAUGAAAUCCAUCUAAGAGAGAAGCAAUUUAGGUUUUUCCAAGUUAUUUCUUGCAUUGGCCAACACUUUAAAUUAAAAGUGUAAAGAAGAAUUAGUAAAGUUUGGAAGAGUUUCAGCUCCCCAGCUUGGUCUGUUGAAGGCCAGAGACUUGCUUCUGACUUCAUAGCAAAAAUCCCCUUUCCGUCACACCCAAACGCUUUAAUAAUUUGCAAUUUGGGGAUCCAUGGCCCCUACUGAUGGUUACAGGAUGGAAUUAUGCUUUUAACUAUAGUGAUUUCUUGCUAUUCCCAAUCUGAGAAAUCUGCAAGCAGAUCAGCCUACCACAUAAUCUUAGCUGAACAGAGCAGAAUGCUAUCUACUGGUGCCAUCAUCAAAGGAUCUGAGAGAAGGGCUGUCCCCCAGCCUCCCGUAUGACGCUUGGUUUCUAACACGCCCAUCCCCGUUCAGAACUCAAGUGAAAUCAAAAGUGUUCGCUCCCACUACAAAAUUCAAGUAUUUUCUAUUACUGCUGUUGCAAAAAGUUGCUGUUGCAAAAAGUCACUGUGGUCAUUCUGUAUAGAACUGAACUUUGCAUAGAAUAGUCAUUGGAUUUUAAUGGUCUUUUGGCUCAACUGUUUAUAAUUGUUGGAAAGUAUGACCUCCUCUCUCUCAGCUUUCUAGUGAAAAGUAAAGACAGCUUUAUUUGAGGCUGACCGAGCUGCUGCAAGGGCUGCACACACACACACACACACACACACACACACACACAGCUGUUCUUGUUUACUUUGAUUUCCUUUUCCUUCUUAAAUACUCUUUCAGCGAUAUUAAGGUACUUUGGCAUGAGAUGGGGAGUGCAUUUACAUACCGUAUUUUUUGCUCUAUAAGACUCACUUUUUCACUCCUCAAAAGUAAGGGGAAAUGUGUGUGCGUCUUAUGGAGCGAAUGCAAGCUGCGCAGCUAUCCCAGAAGCCAGAUCAGCAAGAGGGAUUGCUGCUUUCACUGCGCAGUGAACCCUCUUGCUGUUCUGGCUUCUGAGAUUCAGAAUAUUUUUUUUCUUGUUUUCCUCCUCCAAAAACUAGGUGCGUCUUGUGGUCUGGUGCGUCUUAUAGAGCGAAAAAUACGGUAUGUUUUCUCUACACCUGGUUGUUUACCUGCCUACUACUUCCAUGCAUAUGAUGAGGUGGGCUCUCUCCUCCUUGGACGUUUAUGCCACAGUAGGUCUGUUUCAAGUGUUACAUCUGUUGUGGUGCUACAAUUCUUCUGUUUUAAAGCGUUAAGGCUAAUGGGAGGAGGUGGCACUCAAAAUGUUUUCACACUGUGCCUAAUGCAAGUUAGCACAGCUACUGCUUUUCCUGUAUCAGUUUAGCCGUUCCUUUAAACUUUAGGCAGGGAGCAGAUGAUUUAACAGGUUGGGACUUCCCUUUCCCCUUUUACCAUAAUUUUAAUCAAGGUAAUACAACACUAAGAAUGAAAAAGUUCACAUUGAUUACUUAAAAAGAGCCCAUUGAUGAAUUGUUGGAGCUUGGGAUGAUGGCUGCAGCUUGGGAGCAAAUUGAAUUAAUUUUGGUUAUUCUCUUGCACACAAACUAGAAUGUUGAAUCCAUGUUUAAGGUUGGCAUCCUGAUCCUGGCUUGUUUGGAAACCAUGAACCAUAAUUCCCAGCUUGCGGAGAACGGGAGGCUAUGGUUAAACUGGGUGUCCUUGGUUUGUUUGUCCUCUUCCCCACUUGCAUCAAGGGAGGUGAGAAGCCAGGAUUAAAAGUUUGCAUACAGAUGGAUGAAGUUAUUGUGUAUCUUGGUGCAUUGAUUACACAAAGAUGCACACUCUCUCAGCCUGGCAUGGGGAUAACAAUUCCAACCUAACUAAAACAUUGUUGUAAGGCAGGGGUAGGCAACCUAAGGCCCAUGGGCCACAAGCAGCCCACGGGAAUCGUUAACCAAUAUACCUGAAGGAGCAUCUCCACCCCCAUCAUUCAGACUGAGGUCCAGCGCCAAGGGCCUUCUGGUGGUUCCCUCGCUGCAAGAAGCCAAGUUACAGGGAACCAGGCAGAGGGCCUUCUCGGUAGUGGCACCUGCCCUGUGGAACGCCCUCCCACAAGAUGUCAAAGAGAAAAAUAACUACCAAACUUUUAGAAGACAUCUGAAGGCAGCCCUGUUCAGGGAAGCUUUUAAUGUUUAAUAGAUUACUGUAUUUUAAUAUUCUGUUGGAAGCUGCCCAGAGUGGCUGGGGGAACCCAGCCAGGUGGCUGUGGUAUAAAUAAUAAAUUAUUAUUAUUAUUAUUAUUAUUAUUAUUAUUAUUAUUAUUAACUGGCCCACAAGCCAACCCCAAACCGAGCAGCCCACUUAGCGAGUCCCUGCGUGCUGCGCUAAACCAGCAUGGCGUGGGGACUUGCUUCUGCGGCGCUGCAAAAUGCGUCUGUGCAGACACAGACACCGGAAAUCGUGGGCGCACACUUACACGCCCGCGCGAUCUGGCUAACGGGGAGACCUCCGCUGUAGUGAACCGGCCCAGGCGAGGUAAACCUUUCUGACCCCCGUUGUAAGGAUUAUUGCGUAAGUAUUUUGAACUACUUAAAAGCACUACAUAAAUAGUAAAUAUUAAUAAUAAGUAUAAUUAUUGUACAAAACGCAUUUUGGAAGGAAAUUAGUUGUUUAUGUUAUAGCAAGAAAGCUGACAGUUAGUGUGUUUUGAGCUAUAUUUGAGUAACCAAAUUUGUGCCUCUUGUUCUUGCUGCUUUCUAAAUGAAAUAGAAAGAGAAUUGGGAGGGGGGGAGUGUUGGAGCGCUGUUAGUGCUACACAUUUAGAGACAGCAGAUAAUUAAACGCAUAUGUUCUGCUUCUUGACCCAAGUCCUAUGUUUGCCAAGGAGCACUUAAAGAAUACAGUCCAGAAAGUAUUUUUAGAUUUUAAACACCCCUGGAGAUAAACUGCAAGUACUGUAGUUGUAUUUUAAGUCAAAGCAAGAUGAUUCUGCAGUGCAGACUUAAAAAUAAAUAAAUUGAAAGGAUACUGCUGUUACACUGAAUCUGUUUCGGUGAAUAGCAAACGAAAUAUAAAAAGGUAAAGGACCCCUGACAGUUAAGUCCAGUCGCAGACGACUCUGGGGUUGAGGUGCUCAUCUCGCUUUAUUGGCCGAGGGAGCCAGCGUUUGUCCGCAGAUAGUUUGUCCGGAUCAUGUGGCCAGCAUGACUAAGCCACUGCUGGGAAAACCAAAGCAGCGCAUGGAAACAGCGCAAGGGAAUGGGCUUGGUGGAUGCUGGCGUGUAGGGCAUAUGAUAGGCAUCUCACCCCCUCAGCCUCCAAUAUAUUUCGCUUCUGUAUGGUAUGCUGCCCAGCUAUGCUGAAGAAAACCUUGUAAGUGAGAGUCUCCAUUUUGCUUUUCCUGCUAAUUGGCUACCCACCUCAGUGUUGGAUGAAUUUAUGAGUCUUGUUCUGGGUGGGAUGAAUGCAAACCUUGGGACACUGCGAUGGAAGGAAAGGGCUGGCAGGUUUCCACGUAGCUCAGGAGUCCAGAGACCUGCAUUUUCCCUAAGCUUCCACCACCAUAGAUAUCAGUUGAGCUAAAGUAGCUAAAUCAGCCAAUUAACACAAGUAAGAGCAGACUGCACAGAUGAAACUCUGCUGCAAGAAUGGACUUGAGUUGUUGGGCUUACAGGUUACACAUUACAAGGGACACAUUCAAGGGCGUCUGUGACCUUGGUGGUUCUGCUAUGGAAAGUGGAUACAGGAAAGGAUCUGUGGAGCUAUUGCUGGGCAGGGGCACUUUCACUUCAGUAUAGCACCAGGGCUGAAUCCUGCCAUGGUGCAGCCGUCAUGUCCUGCAUCUUACGGAAUGACAUAUUACUGCAUAUGGCAAUCUCUUGUUUCCACCAGAUCGUUCUGUUGGCUGUCUGGGGAGAUGGUGGUACAUUUAUUGUGUGAGUUUUGUCUUGAAGAGUUCAAAAUAUGCUGUUUCUUCUUGUGUUCAUUCUGAGAGAGAAGGUACAGUGGCCAUACAAUAGAGUACAGUCAUACCUCGGGUUGAAGUAGCUUCAGGAUAAAUACCGUAUUUUUCGCUCUAUAAGACACACUUUUCCCCUCUUAAAAAAUAAGGGGAAAUGUGUGUGCGUCUUAUGGAGCGAAUGCAGGCUCCAUGGCUUCAGCGAAAGCAAUGCGAAGCCUUCGAUGAAAUGGAAAUGAAAAGGAGAAAUGGAAGGGGUUCCGCUUCUCCUGCUGCUUCGCUGAAGGUGCGCUGCGCAGAGAGGGAGAGAAUUUUUUUCCCCUUGUUCUCCUCUAAAACUAGGUGUGUCUUAUAGAGCGAAAAAUACGGUAUUUUCGGAUUGCGCGCUGCAGCGGCCCGGAAUUAACGGAGCGCGUUACUUCCGGGUUUCGCCACAUGCGCAGACGGGCAAAAUGACAUCAUGCGCAGAAGUGGCGAAUUGCAGCACGCGCAAACGCGGGUUGCAUUCGCUUCUGGGUGCGAACGGGGCUCCGGAACGGAUCCCGUUCACAUCCAGAGGUACCACUGUAUACAUUUUAACUGGUGUCGAAAAUAGUUUCAUGAGUGGUUUACCGUCUCUUUCUGGUGUGUUUGAUACCAUGAAGCAGCAACUACAUUUUUCUGCCCUGAGGGAAUGUUAGAAAGGUAUCCUCAAAAGGGCUGGGUAGCAAAUGAUUAUGUGUCCUGGCACACCUUUAUGGCCUGGCUAUCUGUUGUUGGCACAGAUCUGUCUCAAGACAAUGGAGUGCAUCUCCAGGGGUGAGAAUAACACUGACUGCUGCGGCUGCAGAGACCAGGAAUGUGUAACUAUUGCCUCCAGUGUGGUGUAGUGGUUAAGAGCGGUAGACUCGUAAUCUGGUGAACCGGGUUCGAUUCCCCGCUCCUCCACAUGCAGCUGCUGGGUGACCUUGGGCCAGUCACACUUCUCUGAAGUCUCUCAGCCCCACUCACCUCACAGUGUGUUUGUUGUGGGGGAGAAAGGCAAAGGAGAAUGUUAGCCUUUUUGAGACUCCCUAGGGUAGUGAUAAAGCGGAAUAUCAAACCCAAACUCUUCUUCUAAGUAUUGUCUCCUGCGUUGUUUCUGCUGCGUUAGCAGCAACAAAGUGACCUCUCUGGUGCGCAGACCUGGGCAGUGUGUAUGGAGGUCCUGCGGUGCCCAAAUGAAAGCAGAGUAAUACAUUUGGCACCAGCUUGGCUGCAGGAGUUGCUGGAAGGAGGUGUACAAGGAGCCAUCCAACCAUCUUAGGGACGCCACUGUGGAUUUCUGUACGGUUCACUCCUUGGUUUUUUCUUCUCCCAAAGAUGCAAGGCAGCAAAAGUUUAGGAUCAGAGUUUUCCUUCUUCUAGAUAGGCCACCUUCUCAGGUUGACGAGCCCCAUCGCCUCCUCACUUCCCUCUGCAGCACGUGCAGGAGCCAACCACCUUCUUGAACAUUGGAGCCACUCUUGGUCUCAUCAUCUCAGUCUGUCAGAGGGCUUGUUCCUUUGACUUUUCUUCUCCCAGAGAUGUCCCACAACACUGUCUAACCAGGAAAUGUUGUUGUGUCAGUGUUGCGUGAAGUAGCUCGGUAUCAAAUUUAGUUUUCAGUAUAUUUUGUAUUUUGGGGGUGGGAUGGGAGCUUCAGUCUUGUACACAGUUAGAAAAGGGUUCACAGGCAAGCUUUGAGUGUUCAGGCUUAGUAUGGUUGUCUACUAUAUAUUUUGGAAACAAUUUGGAUGUUGGGAAAGGGGUUAUUAAUUCAGGACAUGACAGAUUUGGGUUCCCUUCUUGAAUCCGUUUAUUCUUGAAUAUAUAAAGGAAACAGUAAGUGAACAGGAUCAAAGCUAAUGACUAAUUUGUUUAGUGCUGUUGAGGCAGAAUUGUCCUCAAAGUGGCAAUCAUGUGAUAUUUAAGUUGAAAUCCAUCUUUUUAAAGAAUGUGGAAAAUAGUGUUUUUGGUAAAAUUGAUGUUUGAAUUCAGGGAAGAGAGGCAGAGAGAGAGAACCUCUAAAAGAAAGAAAAAUACUUCAUUUGAAUGUUUGGAAUACAGGAUAUGUUCAAGUUUUAAUUUUUAAUUUACUUAUUACAGUAAUUUACACCACAGCUUUCCAGAUACAAAUCCUUCCAAGGCAGCUUAUAUUAUCUUUUUAAAAAAAGAAGUAGUAGUACAGUAUUUUAAACAAUGGCAGCAGUAUCUGAAAGACCAUAUUCCCUCAUACAAACCUGCCUCGGUUUUGAGAUCUUUGACGGAGGCCCUUCUCUCAGACCCGCCAGCCUCACGGGCAAGGUUAGUUUGAAUGUGGGAAAGGGCCUUCUUGGUGGCUGCUCCCUCCCUGGAGAAGCUAGACUGGCUCCCUUAUUGUUUUGAAGACCUUGUUCCAGUAGGCUUUGUGGAACUGACUGCAUUUAAUGAAAGGGUUGGUUCUGUUUUUGUUGUGAUUAUAUGGUUUUAAUUGAUGAGCUGUAUAACUGUCUUUCUAUCUAUCUAUCAUCUAUCUAUCAUCUAUCUAUCUAUCUAUCUAUCUAUCUAUCUAUCUAUCUAUCUUCUACCUAUCUAUCAUCUAUCUAUCUAUCUAUCAUCUAUCUAUCUAUCUAUCUAUCUAUCUUCUACCUAUCUAUCAUCUAUCUAUCUAUCUAUCAUCUAUCUAUAAUUUCAACCAAUGUUUAAUUGUUUUUAAUGGUUAUUUUCCUAUGUUUUUAGCUGUUCUUAUUUUUACCUGUAAGCUGGCUUGAGUCCCAGUCAGGGAAAAAGGCAUGGCAGUAGUAGUAAUAAUAAUAAUAAUAAUAAUAAUAAUAAUAAUAAUACGUCAUCGGGCUCCUUCCAGCAGGGGAGUUGAUGGUAGAGCAACCCUGGGGUGGGUUCUGAGGUGGUCUUGCCUGCAUCUGCUCUUCUUCUGGCCUCCUUCUGGGUAACUGGUAACCAAAUAGCUUGCGAUGAGAGGGGAAAUCCAGCUGGAGCUGGUUCUGAGCUGGUCUUCACCUACCUACCUACCAUUUUCUUCUCACCUCAUGAAUUAAGGAAUUACCAUUACUAUUCAUGUCCGUAUUCUUUUCUUACACACACAAUUAGGGGACAGGAUGGAUAUUUAUCUAAGCAAGGCUUUGCUUGAUGAUUAGCCAGACACAGUUGCAACUGUAUUUGAAGAAUACAUUUUUUAAGAUUUGCCUUGAGAGAGUCUUUAAACCUCUUUUGUUGACCACCAGCAUUACGCUUUCCAGUUUUAAGUUCGGAAUAGGGUAGUUGCUUUGGAAGACGAUCAUUAGGCAUCUGCACAACAUUACUAGUCCAACGAAGUUGAUGUUGAAGAAUUAUGGCUUCGACACAGGUGAUCUUUGCUUCUUCCAGUACAAUGGUAUUAGUUUGCCUGUCUUCCCAAGUGAUGUGCAAAAAUUUUCAGUCACCGUUGAUGGAAUCUUUCAAGGAGUUGGAGAUGGCAUUUAUAAGUGGUCCGUGUUUCACAAGCAUACAGUAAGGUUGGUAGUACAAUAGCUUUGUAAACAAGCAUUUCGGUUUCUCUGCAAAUGUCCCAGUCCUCAAACACACUGCAGUUCAAUUGGGAGAAAGCUGCACUCGCAGAGCUCAGACGUUGCUGGAUUUCGGCAUCAAUGCCAUCCCUUGUGGAGAGAUAACUCUCCAGGUAGGAGAAGUGACCGACAUUUCCCAACAUUACACCAUUGAGUUGGAUUUGUGGCACUGCAGAGGGGUUGUUUUGUGCUUGUUGGUGCAGCACUUUCGUUUUUUGGAUAUUGAGCAAUAGGCCAAGCUUUUCUUAAGCUUCUGCAAAAAUAUUUAGGAUGGUUUGGAGGUCAACCUGAGUGAGCACACACUACAUUGUCAUCAGUAUACUGAAGCUCUAUGACAGAAAUUAUGGUAGCCAUACUCUUUACUUUCAGCCUACUCAGAUUCCAUCUGUUCAAUAUAUGAUUUCUACUCCAGUGGAGAUUUUCCCUUCGACAAAGUGUAGGAUCAUGGCAAUGAAAAUAAUAGAGCUGGGGCAAUAACACAACCCUGUUUAACACCUGAACCCAUUGUGAAUGGUUACUGUUAUAUUGUCAUGGAGAAGUCAAAGGAUGUUCACAAAUUUAUCUGGGCAGCCAAUUUUCAGAAGGAUGGCCUACAGGACACUACGAUUUACAGUGUUGAAGAAACUUAGUCAGGUCAAUAAAUGCCAUAUACAGGGGUUGGUUUUGUUCUCUGCAUUUUUCUUAAAGCUGGCGAGUGGUGAACAUCAUGUCCACUGUCCCCCUAGAAGGUCGGAAACCAUUUUGGGAUCCAGGAAGGGUAGUCUUGGAUAUUGUUAGAGGACGGUUUGCUAAGAUCCUUGCAAGAGUUUUGCUGGCCACAUCUAAUAAAGAGAUGCCUCGAUAAUUUCCACAAUCUGUUCUAUCACCUUUUAAAAAAGAGAUUGAUAAUUUUCACACCCCUAAAGUCUGCAGGGAUCUCCUCUCUCUCCCAGAUUUUUUCCAUGAGCUUGUGAAUUUGUUGAGUAAGUUCAGUUCCGUCCACUUUGAAGACUUCAGCAGGUAUCCCAACAGGUCCGCUGGCUUUGUAGUUUUUCAUUUGGUUAAUAGCUGUACACAACUCUCCCAGAUUUUGAGGUACUGCAAGCUCAUCUCUAAUUUGUUUUUGCGGAAUUUGUGAGAGGACCUCAGCAGCUACGUGGGAGUUGCAGUUAAGGAGAUGCUGGUAAUGUUCUUUCCAGCGCAGUGCAAUAGUUUCUUUUUCUUUUAGAAGUGUGGUACUAUUGGUUGAGCAUAGGGGGCAUAUGUCAUGUUUUAUUGGCCCAUAGAAGGUCUUUGUGGCUUUAAAGAAACUCUGCAUCACAAGUGUUUGCUAAGUGCUGGAUCUCUUGAGGGGUUUUUUUAAUCUACCAGGUGUUCUUUAGUUCUCUGGUUCUUCUUUGAACCUCAGCCUUAGCGUUGGCUUAGGUUUUCUUCAUAGUGGUGCAGUUUCUUUCUCUUUGCCAGAUCUGAAAGACCUUCCUUUUCUUGUCAAUAGUGCAUUCAAUCUCACUGUCAUUCUCAUCAAACCUGUCCUGGUGUUUGUUGGUUUGGUAUCCAAUAGUUUGUUCACAGGCUGCAAUAAUGGAUGUUUUUAGCUUGGUCCAGUGUUCCUCGAUGUUUUCAGGGAAUUCUGAAAGCAGAUGGUCCUUAAGAGUCGUUUGGAAGCAGUCCCGCUUAAUAGGAUCUUGAAGGGAUUGAGUGUUCAUUUUGUGCCUUGGUUUCCUUCUGAAGCCUGCAUUGAGGUAUAAUCUUGAUAGCCAUCAUGGAACAUCUUAAUCUGUGAUCUGUCCAGCAGUUGUUGGCACUUGCCAUAGCUCUAGUAGGGAGCACAUCACGGCGAUCUUUAGCACGGACAAUAACAUAGUCUAAGAGGUCCCAGUGGUUCAACUGAGGAUGCCUCCAUGAUGUUCUAAAUUUAUUCUUUUGUUGAAAGAGUAUUUUGGCAAUAACAAGGUUGUUCGCUGCACAUAUAGUCAAAAGUAAGAUUUUGUUCUGGUUGCUGUUGCCAAUUCCUUCUUUCCUUCUUUUCGAAAUCUCACCCAAUUCUUGCAUUAAAAUCACCCAGGAGGAUAAUUUUAUCCUCCUUUGGAAUCUCUGAUAGGAUGGUAUCCAGCUGAGAGUAAAAAAAUUCUUUCAUGUCUCCAUUGGCAUCCAGUGUUGGUGCAAAAGCGCUUCUGGUUUUUGGCAAGUUUUAUUUGAAGGGUUGAAAGUCGCUCAUUAAUGCCUGUAGGGACUUCUGACAGGAGCUUCACAAGAUUGUUUUUGAUAGCAAAGCCUACUCCAUGUAUUCAACGUUCUCUUUCUAGAAGAAUGUGUAGCCUCCUUUUUCUUCCUGCAGUUGUCCCUCUCCUGCUCUUCGAGUUUCUUGAAGUGCUGCAAUAUCAAUGUUAAUAUGUCGCAACUCUCUUGCAUUGAUGGCAGUUCUGCAUUCAGGAUGCUCGUUAUUUGUGUUAUCCAACAAAGUCCGUAUAUUCCAUGUUCCAAAGUUCAGUUGUCUUUUACGACCGCUGAGUGGUGACCCCACUGGGCGCAGUAAUCCAGUCAGGGGGGAAAGGGAGGCAGACUAGUGGAUGGAUGCACUUAGAACCUAUGGUAACCCUAGAACUUAUGGCACUAGGCUUCUUGUUGCUCCAACUCAGCCUCUAGUCAAAUAGUUCCUUCAUAAUCCCCUCAGAUUAAUUACAUAUUUCCAAUUGCCACCAGUUGAUUCUUAACCCAAAAAGUUCACAUCUGCCUAAGCUGCCACAACAAGACUGUUGAAAUACAGGCAUAUUUUUGUGGCACAAGCUUUUGUGGGCAAUACAUUAUUACCUUCAAAAUGUAUGUGUAAGAUUAAAAAUAAUGUUUCAGAAUGAAACAUGAAAAUGGAACACUUUCACUGCCCACACACCAAUUUCUGAAGACAAACUCUUGAUUAUUAUUAUUUUUUAAAAUGAUAUUUAUUAAAGUUUCAAAAGAAGGAUACAUAAAUAAGAAAGAGAAAAAUAGAAAAAAGAAAAAUACAAAAUACAAAAAAAAACAAUUAAAAACAAUUCCAUCUUUUCAUCACUUCUCUUUCAAUUACUUGUUUCCCGGACCUCCUCAUACCUCCCUUUUUUGUAUUCCAGUUCAAUUUAUUAGUUCAGCAAUUCCUUUCCCUCCUUUUUAAUCCUGAUCUUUAAUCUUAAUAUAUUAUAGCAUUAGGUUUUUACGUAUUGAAAAUCCAAUUUUUUCAUAUUCUUUUAUACCAUUACAGCUAGAAACCACUUAACUUCAAUCCAACAUCAUUCUAACAUUCAUUAAUUUUGCAAUAUUUCUGUAAAUAGUCUUUAAAUUUCUUCCAAUCUUCUUCCACCGACUCUUCUCCCUGGUCUCGGAUUCUGCCAGUCAUUUCCGCCAAUUCCAUGUCGUCCAUCAUUUUCAUCUGCCAUUCCUCCAGUGUGGGUAGGUCUUGUGUCUUCCAAUGCUUUGCAAUAAGUAUUCUUGCUGCUGUUGUAGCAUACAUAAAGAAAGUUCUGUCCUUCUUUAACACCGAUUGGCCGACUAUGCCCAGGAGAAAGGCCUCUGGUUUCUUCAAGAAGGUAUAUUUAAAUACCUUUUUAAUUCAUUAUAAAUCAUCUCCCAGAAAACCUUAAUCCUUGGGCACGUCCACCAAAGGUGAAAGAAUGUACCUUCAGUUUCUUUACAUUUCCAACAUUUGUUAUCGGGCAAAUGGUAGAUUUUUGCAAGCUUGACUGGGGUUAUGUACCACCUGUAUAUCAGAAAAUGGAACACUUUCACUGCCCACACACCAAUUUCUGAAGACAAACUCUUGAUUAUUCAAAACCAAAAUAUUUGAGAUUUUAGGAUGCUGAGUUUCAUUUCUCCUUCACAGAGUAAGAACUUCCCUUCAUGUAUAUGAAUCAACCACUUUGGCUUAUUGGAGCAUGAAAGGGUCCUGGUAUCUCUCUAUUAUAUCAGAGAGCACUGUUAGCGGCUUCAUCUGCAGAAGCUAGCUGGUUUCACCCCCAUGGAUUCUGAUAAGUGGAUGCUAAUAUUUGUGAACUGCACUGCCUGAUCUAACGGUCUCUUGUUCUUGUUGUCUGUUUCAGUGACAGCUAUAUUGUGAGAGUCAAAGCUGUGGUUAUGACCCGAGAUGACUCCAGUGGAGGAUGGUUGCCGCAAGAAGGAGGCGGUCUCAGUAGAGUUGGUGUCUGCAAGGUCAUGUGCCCAGAGGGCAGUGGAAGAAGUGGAUUUCUGAUCCACGGAGAAAGGCAAAAAGACAAACUGGUAAUUUAAUCUAAUUCAGUAUUUGCUUCCCCUUCAUUCCCCCGCCUCCACAGCUUUCUUAGCAUUUCACAAGACCAUACAUGACCCAUCAGGCAAAAACCCCUCCUCCUACUUCAAAGGAACACAAUCUAUUUUCUCCCCAAAAUAGCAGCUGCACAUUAAUGUUUUAAAACCUCCAUUUUUAUGUAGUUAACACCUUCUUAUUCAAAGAAGUGAAACUGACAAUUUUCCUCCACCCUGCCAAAAUCCUGUAGCAUCGCAGAUUGUAGUAUAAAGAAUAGAAAAAGCCAGUCACGUUGUACUGAGUAAUUCAAGCUUUUAAAAUGGCAAUGAAUUAUUUAUGCCACCUUCUGCUUGAGGUAUAGGCUGGCGGAGCAAAAAUGCAAGGGUAAUUUAUCUUGCGCAUUGACACUUUGCUCCUUACCAUAGCUGUUUAUAGAACCAAGAGUUCCUGCUUCUUUGCACAAAAUAAAACGGGAAAAGGGGGGGGGGGUGUCACAUUUAAAUCAUGAAGCUGCAAGAACGAAUCAGCUAGCUACCAGACGUAGGUUCCACCUACAGAUUUAGCCCAACCAGGGAUGGCCAGUGGAUGACCUGUGAAGUAGAUCCUUACCAAAUUCUUGUUUUCAGAAGUUGUUGGCCCAACGUCACUUAAACACAUUUUGGCUUUAUGUGAUAAAAGUUGGAUCUGCAUCAAAAUGUUGCAGUGCACGGCAUGCCCUUGUUCUGAAUUUUGGCCAGCCAUGCUCUUUUCCAUGACACUCCAUUCCAUCCUCUUUCCUCACCCAGACACUCAGUGCUCCAUGCCCAGGGAGCAUGCUCAGUCCUUAUUUUGUCCUUCUCUGUCUAGGGUUUUUUGGUCAUUCUGCAGAAAUUUGGGGUGAUAAAAACCUCCCUCCCCUCUUGUGCAUAGAUGGUGGUGUUCUGGCUACUUCUGGAGAAGUGGUUCACUAUUAGUAUGUAUAUAUCAUUAUCUGGCCACAUCUAAGAAUGUGCCCUAUAAUCACAGACCUCUUGCUGCUAUCUUAUUUAUACAUCCUGACUUCAUAGAAGGGGUUUGGGCUGUGAAAUAUGAUAAAUACACCUACCCUGGGCCACUGUUUGAUAAAAGGCUGGCUACUGAGAACACAACAGCAGCAAUCCCUGCAUAGGCACAUCAAAUGUAAAACAAUAAAAUGUCCCAUAGGCAGAAACUUAACAGGGUGCACCCAUAGUACCAACACGCUUGCAGAACACAAUUUUUUGUAAUCUCUAAGAAGCUUGGAGCCCCCGUACAUGGGGUCGCUGCCAUUUAAUCCUCAUAGCAACUCUGUGCCAAGUGGAGAUUUGAACCAAAGUCUCCCCAUCCGACUUGCAAUUCAGUAUCCACUGCACCACAUUUUCUCUUUCAAUAUUUGCAGUUGAAUCAAAGAAAUGAGGCAAGCCGCUCACUACAGAAGAAGGCAGAAUAAGUGGCCGGGUGUGACAAGUUAGUUUGCCAUGGGGCAGUUAGAGUGUGUGCGCGUUAUCUGCAUAUAUUUGAUUUUAUUAUGCACAAAAUUUGCAUAUCCUUAUUAACGGUACUAGAACUGUACUUUAUUGUUACAUUUGUCUACUAGAGUAACUUCUUGGUUUUUAUGCUAAGCAAGACAAAGGUGCACAUUUUGCAGAGGGAGUUGGGUAGCUCUGGUUAAGUUUUGGAAUCUGUUUGCAAUAUUAAAAUACUGUACUACAUCAAUGGUUUGCAAUGGUAGUGUAUAAUAUCAGGGGCAAAACUAGGCUUAAUUUAACCCAGGUCCAAGACCCAGGUUGGUACCCUCCCCAUGCACAUUUUCAUACACAACACGGGUGGCGCUGUGGUCUAAAGCACUGAGCCUAGGGCUUGCCGAUCGGAAAGUCGGCAGUUCGAAACCCCGCGACGGGGUGAGCUCCCGUUGCUCGGUCCCAGCUCCUGCCAACCUAGCAGUUCGAAAGCACGUCAAAGUGCAAGUAGAUAAAUAGGUACCGCUCUGGCGGGAGGGUAAACGGCAUUUCCAUGCGCUGCUCUGGUUCGCCAGAAGCAGCUUAGUCAUGCUGGCCACAUGACCCAGGAGCUGUACGCCGGCUCCCUCAGCCAAUAAAGCGAGAUGAGCAACCCCAGAGUCGUCUGCGACUGGACCUAAUGGUCAGUGGCCCUUACCUUUACCUUUUACACACUGGGAGCCUCAAUGGUGCCCCUCUGGAGGCUUCACCUGGGACAAAACACCUGGCUAGCCCCCACCCCCUACGCCAGCUAUGGCUCUGUACAGUGGUACCUCUGGAAUGGGAUCCGUUCCAGAGCCCUGUUCGCAUCCUGAAGCGAACGUGACCAGCAUCUGUGGGUUGCGAUUCGCUGCUUCCGCACAUGCGUGGGACGUCACUUGAGCGUCUGCGCAUGCGCUAGCGGCAAAACCCGGAAGUAACGCACUCCGUUACUUCCGGGUCGCCGCGGAGCGCAACCCGAAAAUGCUUAACCUGAAGCUACUUCAACCCGAGGUAUGACUGUAUAAUGUAAUGGUGUUCCUUUGUCAUUCCAGCGGGAACUGUUUGAAACAUUUUGGUUUCACUUGCAAAGCUAUUUUUGCUGACCUAUUCUGUGAAGAGAGCUAGCUUCUCUCACCAAAGCAAUUGCAUAGAGACUAGACAUGUUUUGACGAUGCGAGAGGCAGUAAUGAACCAAACUAACAAACCCACGGCCUUCACUUGUUAACAUCCUUUUACCUCUUUGCAUUUUGAACCCCAGGUGGUAUUGGAAUGCUAUGUGAAGAAGGACUUGGUCUACACUAAAGCAAACCCUACAUUUCAUCACUGGAAAGUCGACAACAGAAAGUUUGGGCUCACUUUUCUAAGCCCUGCUGAUGCACGAGCAUUUGAUAGAGGUGUGAGAAAAGCCAUUGAAGAUCUCAUGGAAGGUACAAAACCAGCACCCAGGGACUCUGUUUUUUGUUUCUAAGUCGCUUUGUUGUUGUUGUUAUAACUUGAAGGCUGAAUUUCGCACAUUUUUCACUGAAAUGAGCUACUCAUUAAAUCAAAGUCUUAGUCUUUUUUGUCAGCUUUCAAUUUCUUAGGGAGGAUGUGAUUCAAGUUAUUCAGCUUUCAAUCUCUGUAAGAUCUAGGAAUUUAUAUAGUUGAAGCUAAUCCACAAAUGAAUACAAUAUUAAUUGACUCACAAAGUCUCAUAUUGAGUGAAGUUUCAAAUGAUUCUAGCACAUGACUUCUUAAGCAGCUUUCUGUGACUUCAGCCUUAAUCGUUGUUUGUCUUGAAUGAAUUGUUUGGGAUUUUAUGCUACCAGAUUAAGCAAUUUAAAAAACUAAACUUAAAUUUGUUGAAGCAGUUUUUUCUUAGUUACUUCUCUAACCCGUAUAGAAUAACUAUCCCUUAUUUUGACACAGUUUUCUUUACCAUUUUCAAAUACGUGUUUUGGAUCUUGCCAAGAAUAUUCAGAUAAAAUUAAUUGCUUCUGUAAAAACAAGCAGGGAAAAAAACAUUGGCCACAUUCCAGGAGAACAUAUACGUCCGUUCUAAGCAUGCAGCUGGGCUCUUUGUUUAGUUUUUUCCCUUUUCUUCUUUUUUCUGGAGCAUACCUUUCACCAGUUGGCUUUUGAAACAUGGGCAAGUUUUUAUAUAUAAGUUAUAAGACACAUCUGUGCCAAAAACGAAGCAAAUUCCCUAGUUGUACAUGUGCACAGCUUUGCACCAGGGUCAAUAGGCUUGUUGUGGAUUGUGAUAAUUACAUACAGAAACAGUGUCCGUUUUAAAAUGUCUUUCCAGGAUCUACAACUUCAUCCUCAACAAUCCACAAUGAGACUGAAGUUGGAGAUGAUGAUGUCUUUACAGUAAGUAUCUCUCAAUAGGAAUUGCUCUUUAUGCCCUCUGAAUGGCUUUGCGGCUCUCCACUAAAGGCUGUCGUGUAUCUGUCUGGUUGCUAUCGGUACAAUGAAAGAUAUUCUCAGAGUCCAAAGACGCGUGAAUAUGUAUUUCUUUGUUCUAUUAUUUCAGCACCUCUUUUCCCACCCUUCUGUGAAAAAUCAUACUCAGGACUACGUUACCAAAAAAAAUAAUAAUUAAAUAUCAAUGAGCAAGUUAAAAUACAAUACUAACUAUAAACACACAGCGUCAUUAGUAUAGACCUGCACAAGUUCUGAUAGAAACAAUAAUCCUGAUCCAAAGGUUUUUUAAGAAUGGGCAGAAGUGGGGCAGGAUAAAUUAUUCCUGGAAGGUCCCCCUCUCUUGACCUCACAAGCCAUGCGUUUUGUUGGUGAAUAGGCAAUAAGGAAGGCCUCAGAAACAGAGCACAGGUCUUAAGCAAGUUUAUACUGGAAGAGGUGAUUCUUGAGGGACCCUGGUCCCAGGGUCAUUCGUCCCAAGGCCAAAGCCAGCACCUUGAAAUGAGCCCAGGACAAAUACCAUAUUUUUCGCUCUAUAAGACGCACCAGACCACAAGACGCACCUAGUUUUUGGAGGAGGAAAACAAGAAAAAAAAUAUUCUGAAUCUCAGAAGCCAGAACAGCAAGAGGGAUCGCUGCGCAGUGAAAGCAGCAAUCCCUCUUGCUGUUCUGGCUUCUGUGAUAGCUGCGCAGCCUGCAUUCGCUCCAUAAGACGCACACACACUUCCCCUUACUUUUUAGGAGGGAAAAAGUGAGUCUUAUAGAGCAAAAAAUACGAUAGGUAGCCAAUGAAGCCGAAACAAAAUUGGCACAAUGCGAUGUCCGGCUGCAGCAUUCUGAACCAACUGAAGCUUGGGGACUGUCUUCAAGGACAAACCCAUACAUACAGUUUAUUACAAUAACCCAGCCUGGAAGUGACAAGGGCAUAAAAGAUUAAGGAUCACUCCCUAAGCCUGAAACUGCAACAACAAAACAUUACUGUACUUCCCUCUUCCUCAGUUUUCCCAGUGGUAGUUUUUAGAUUGUAAGGGCCUUGUACAGUGGAACCUCUGGUUGCGAAUGGGAUCCAUUCUGGAGGCCCGUUCGCAACCUGAAAAGAACGCAACCCACGCCUGCGCACACGAGGGUCGUGAUUCGCCACUUUUGCACAUGCGCGUGAGUGGCAAAACCCGGAAGUAACCCUUUCCUGUACUUCCGGGUCGCUGCGGAACGCGACCUGAAAACGCGCAACCUGAAGCAAACAUAACAUGAGGUAUGACUGUACUCUGUAAAAUACUGUGCAUGUUGAAAAUAAUGAUAAUGCCGCCCCUGUUUUUGUUUCUUGCUAAGUAACUGAAACAGGGACUUGCUGUUCAGUUCUUUGCAUUCUAGAGGGCUAACAAUAACUACGCCACCUCCAGGCAGCCACAGUUUAGGGAUCCAAUCCAGGGGCCUGUCAGGUGAGCCAACAAACUUUGGAUCCAGCAGAGCCACCUCUGCAAUACCCUGUUUCAGACCUCCUUGCUGGCUGAAGCAGAGUUGUCACAACAGAACAGAUGUGUGCACUGGGGAGGCAGAGUCUCAGUCCGGUCCGUAAGGAAAAAAACCUCUUGUGUGACCCAGUUUUAAGUCUGUUCUUAAUGAGCAAUGUAAAAUCUGGUUGCCAUCAUGUAAGCAGAGGAGGGGACUGCUGGAAGUAUCUGCAGAUUUUUAAAGUAAGGAGAUGAAAGUUGAAAGAACAGACUUCUUUGACAUUUCUGUUUCAGUGGAAAACCAUGACUGCCUCUCUAAUGUAUUGCUGAACUUUUCUUUUCUUUUUGCAUGAGAAGAAAAUAGUGGAGAUAGUUGCGGGGGGGGGGGGGGACAUGGGGACCGGGACCCAUGCAGUCAAAUCUUUUUGAUUAUAGAGGACGAACAUCCUCAGCCUGAAAGGCUUGAUAAUGUUGAGGGCCUGAAAUGGGCUUCCUGUAGCGUGUGACCAGAUCCUCCGUGACAGUUGGCAUGUUGUUUUCCUCUGUUCUUUUGUCAUAGUUAUAAGACAAACAACAGCAGGCAGGGUUAAAAGGUGACUUCCUCUCCUCCAGAGCAAAACUAUCAUUAGCAGCUGCUUCCCAGCUACCUGCCAGAAGUGAUUUAUAGAUUCUGUGAUGGAGAGGGAAGAAUGGAAGGUGGGGGGGGGGGCGGCGGUUUGCUGUAGGAGAGCUGGAAUGGCAUACUAUUUAAUAGCAAAUUAUUCAGCAAAGAUACCUUCGUACAUCUGCAUCAGGUCUGUACUGCUUAAAAACAUCAGCUGUGUAUAUCUUUGCCCCCCCCUAAAACGCAAAUUGCAGUCUGUGCAGAGAUGGUGCUCUGUCCCUGAAUCAGCCCAAGAACAAAGACCUCAAUAUCUCCAGAAAGGGCAACAAGCUUUUUGUUUAUUUGGAAGAUGGUAAAGUCAAUGCACAUAUAUGAGCCCUAUUGAUUUCCAGUGAAUGUUUACUAUGCACUUAACUCUCUCCCUUCUCCUCACCCCUUUUCAAUGAAAUCAAAGGGAGCUAAAAGGUCUUUACUGUGGCUGAAUUAUGCACUUUGUGUUUUCCAAAGAUGAAGUUUCCCUUUAGGAGGCAUCUCUGCGAUAUAAUGUAAUGUUACCUUAACUCCAGAGCCUCAUUACAAUCCACAAAUGUUUUCCAUAUGUUUGAAAAUAAAUUUCUCCAGCCUCCGUGCAUUGUACGCUUGCUCCUCUCUAGAGGUGACCUGAGUAAAGCCAGUUGUUCAUUUUUGCCUUGACUGAGAAUGCAUCUUGCUUGCCAGCAAUCUGAAAUUGCACUUUGCUUCCAGUUAAUUAAUCCACUUUCUGCACUCAGAUUGUUUUCCCCUUUGGAUAAAUGUUCAUCUUUUGGGAAGUACCACUGAAUCAUGAUGUAAUGUGCUCUCUCUAUUGCAUAGCCACUCAUUCUGUGCAGCAGCGAAGGGAAGUGACAGGAGGCUGCAACUACCAUAUUUGCUUUGUCUCCUUAUUGCAGCAGGACAAUAAAUAGCAAAACUUGUCGAAACCCUCCCAAGAUGACCGUCCCGAAAUCAAUCUCAGGGAGCUAAGAAAAGCUGACGGUGCAGAUUAUCAUUGCUGUCCUUGAAAGCAUAGAUGCAGAUUCUGGAAGAUGGGGGUCUUUGUAAACCUCCUAUGUAGCCUUUUGAAGGGAUGCAAAUACCGUAUUUUUCGCUCCAUAAGACACACUUUAUCCCUCCUAAAAAGUAAGGGGAAAUGUGUGUGCGUCUUAUGGAACGAAUGCAGGCGGGAAAAGCCCCUAAGAGCCGCACACAUGCUCCACGUGGCUCUUGCGGACUUUUCCCCGAGGAGGGAGAAGGGCAGCCCCUCACUGAUGGGCUGUCCUUCCCCCACCUCGUAGAAAAGCCCGCAGGAGCUGCGCGCCCUUUAAAGAGCGCACGGCUCUUGCGGGCUUUUCCCCGAGGAGGGAGAAAGGACUGACAUGGCCAGUCAGUCCCUUCUCCCUCCUUGGGGAAAAGCCCCCAAGAGCUGCACACCCUUUAAAGAGCAUGCGGGCUUUUGCGGGAGGUGGGGGAAGGGACAGGGGGCAGCCCCUCAGUCCCUUCCCCCACCUCCCAGAAAAGCCCCCAAGAGCCGCACUCCCUUUCACGAGCUGCAUGGAGCAUGUGUGCGGCUCUUGGGGGCUUUUCCCCCAAGGAGGGAGAAGGGCAGCCCGUCACUGAUGGGCUGUCCUUCCCCCAUCUCGUAGAAAAGCCUGCAAGAGCUGCACGCCCUUUCAAGAGCACGUGGCUCUUGCUGACUUUUAAUACGGUAGUUUUGUGGUGGCAGGGAAUUAGGGCCCAACAUCUUUUGGGGACCCAAGGUUCAGGAAGGCUGUGUGAAUGGAUUCUUUAAAAAAAUAAAAAUCCACUGAGAAAUUGAGUGUUUCACAGCUCUGCAUCUUUCUGAAUAGUGAUUUCUCCAGCCCUGUGAUAAAGGCCUGGACUUGUGCAGUAACCAUAAUUAAUGUUGAUCAUAGCUUAUUAUAUACUGUGGUUUAAGCCAGAGCAUCUCACAGGCACUCACUCAGACCAUGUCACAGCAUAGUUUCUCCCCCCCCCCCAUUUAUUUUGAGUUUUGAGCUGUGGUUCUCUUGUGGUUCUGCAUCUUGUGAGCUGCGACUAGAGGUUCUGGUUUUGCAUUUAAUGCUUAAUGCUAAGGUUAACUUUGACCAAGAAUUACCGUACUUUUCCAUGUAUAAGACUUACGUUUUUUCUAAAAAAAUCAUGCCAAAAAGUGGGGGUCGUCUUAUACAUGGGUAGUGCACAGGGUGGACGUUUGAUUGGUUGCUGCCGCAGCUGUCAGCAGCUGUUGUGCGUGUUAUUGGUUGCUGCGUCAAUGGGUGGUGUUGAUUGGCUGAUGCUCCUGCAAUUGGGCAGGCGACAGGCAGCUUCUGCUGGGAUGGGACAGACGGAAGGCGGAUUUUGGGACAGGUGCAGGUGAGCGAUUUUUGGCAAUCCCCCCUAAAUAAAGUUCAACAAUCCUGGGCAAUCCCCCAUUUUCUUAACUUUGAGUCCGCAAAAAUAGGGGGAAUCUUAUACAUGGGGGCGUCUUAUAGACGGAAAAGUACCACAGCAAACCUUGGUGAAUAAGUGUUGGGUUCAAAUAAGAAAGUUUAACUUAGGUAACCUAAGCCUAUGGCUUAGCAUUCUGUGUGGACCAGGUCAGUGGAGCUAGCAUCUCUGUGCGGACCUGUGCUCUGUCCACACUUGUCUUUGGCAGGCUAUUCCCAGCCUGGUUUGCUUAUGCUAGCUGUUGACUUCCUUCUAGAGCAGACAAAUGUUCAUCCUGUUUCUCACGGUGAUCAACGACAUGCUUUUGGGAAGUCCACACCCAGAGCGUGUUGGAAGACAAUCACCUCCCCGUCCGGCCACCAUUCCUCUUCAGCCAGUGAUACUCCGUGGCAUGUUGCCUUUGAACGUGAUGGGUCUGUGUGGGCAUCAUGACCAGUGCUGCUGCUGUGCUUUGAUGAAUUUGACUAUUGUCCUUUUAAAGCAUUUAAAACUAGUGGCCACCGCUGCAUUUGGUGCUGCAAAUUUUAUACUUUUCACACAAUGUAAAGUAUUUCCCUCCCUAUGAUUUCUGAUAGGUGUGCCCCUGUGCACAAUCUGUGAAGAAGAAGAAGAAGAGUUUGGAUUUGAUAUCCCGCUUUAUCACUACCCUAAGGAGUCUCAAAGCGGCUCACAUUCUCCUUUCCCUUCCUCCCCCACAACAAACACUCUGUGAGGUGAGUGGGGCUGAGAGACUUCAGAGAAGUGUGACUGGCCCAAGAUCACCCAGCAGCUGCAUGUGGAGGAGCGGAGACGCGAACCCGGUAUCCCAGAUUGCAAGACUACCGCUCUUAACCACUACACCGCACUGGCUCUGAGUUGUGUUCCCCAACACACACACACACACACACACAGAGAGAGAGAGAGAGUGCUUUUGUGCCAAAAUGAGAAUAAUACAAAUGAUGAACAAUUACUGACACUCAAAGGGGGAGACCUUGCAAUAACUGGAACGGACUGCCCCUGCUGGCACCAAGGAAAUGGGCAAAGACAAAGCAGGCAGAGCUCAUCCUGGGCCAAGCAUAGGCAUGGAGAGUAGCAACUGAUGGUCACUUUGCCGCCUGUCAUCUUAUGUGCAUAUUUGACUUACUCAGUCACCCCAAUAGGGGUUCAGUUAACCCCUAAAGCCACACUAUUAAGAAUAUCACCACUUCAGUGAAGGAGAGGGCCUCUGAAACACAACAUGGCAAUUCACACCUCAUGGUAGUUGAUGACUGCUUAGAACAUGGGAGUUGUGAAGCCUGAAGCAAAAGGUUUUUAUGGCAUAUGCUUGACCCCACCUGUUGACAACUGUCUUAGCUGUGCUAUAAGUGACUUUCCAUAUACAUAAUGCAGUAUAUAUAGCACAUGGGAAAGAUUUAUCUGGACCUUUAGAUCCUGCUAACCAACUCAAGCAUCCUUUUCUCUUCGUAGUCAGCAUAAAAAACAUGAAAUGAAGAAACCAGAUCUCUUUCUGCUGCCUCUUUCAUGAAACCUUUGGCCUACUUUGGUCUCCCAGAUGAGUGUCAAGUAUGUUUCAGCCACACUAUUAAAAUACGCACACAAGAGGGAGAGCAGUGCUUACAUAUCCCCUACCCCCACCCGCUCUCCCUUUUUCUCCCAAACAACAUCUCAGCUGAGUUUGUAAAACAAAUUUUCGUUUGUUUUGCCAGAAUGUAGAUUAGGGAGUACAGGGGAACCCUGAAAAUUAUGAAAAUUGACAAUCUGAAUGAGAAACAAGACCCUCUAAUAAUGAUGAUGUCUUCACACCAUCUGGUGGAAAAGAGGAUUAAAAAAUGGUUUCUGCAGAUGGUUGUUUGUUUCUUUCCAAUCUGCUUGAGAUAGGAUGGUUAGGCCAGGCUUCCUCAACCUCAGCCCUCCAGAUGUUCCAGGGGUGCCUUAGAACCUUAUCAGGGUUUCCCUAAAAAGAGAAAAUUUCAGAGCCAUCGUUGCUGAAUGCAGUGAUUAGAAAGUUGUUUGGGCUGAUCUGUCCUUCGACGUCCCUCGAGAACGUGUUUAGGUUUCUUUUUUGGUGGAAUUUGGAAAUAGUGAGUAAGGUAAAGGUAAAGGACCCCAGUCAAAGGCGACUCUGGGGUGCGGUGCUCAUCUCGCUUCAGGCCGAGGGAGCUGGCAUUUGUCCACAGACAGCUUUCUGGGUCAUGUGGCCAGUAGGAUUAAACCGCUGCUGGCACAACGGAACACAACGAUGAGUGCUAGAGCGCACGGAAAUGCUCUUUACCUUCCUGCCGGAGCGGUACCUAUUUAUCUACUUGCACUGGUAUGCUUUCGAAUUGCUAGCUUGGCAGGAGCAGGGACCUAGCAACGGGAGCUCACCCACCUCCUAACUUGUUCUGUUGAUGAGCCAGACUGCUGCUGCUGUUUUUUUCCCCCUGCCCUGGAGGUCUUGUGCCUUGCACAGUUCUGGCUUCCUUGCUCUUUCUUGUGCCCUUCACCCUUGUCUUCUUGUAGAAGAUCCAUUCCCUGUAGGUGCAACAAGUGCUCAGGAGCCAGGGACCACAGUCAUGUUCCCAGAACUCCCUUGCACCUGUCUCUGCUGCAGCAGAGGCUGUGUCAGGGAGUCCCAAGGUGUUUGUUCUCUCUCUCUCUCUCUCUCUCUCUCUCUCUCUCUCUCUCUCUCUCCUUGUCAAGGGGCAGAAAUUCCAAUGCUGCACAAGACCCACCUGUUCCAAAGCUCAUAGGAGUGUUGGACGCACCCAGUGUGUUGCCUUAAUUGAUAUUUAUUUAGUCCUGAUUUUGCUCUGCCUUGAUAGCUUUACUUAAGGGCAGUUUAAAAAUCUCUUCAAAAUAAAAUAUAUAGGGAGGAAUUCAACGCCUCGCUAAGCUGAUUAUUCCAUCAAGGCCAGCGUUUCGACUUGCCAAAUCCCUCCCUCCUCCCCUAUGCAUUAUUAAAAGGUAAAGGGACCCCUGACCAUUAUGUCCAGUUGUGAACGACUCGGGUUGCAGCGCUCAUCUCGCUUUAUUGGCCGAGGGAGCCAGUGUACAACUUCUGGGUCAUGUGGCCAGCAUGACUAAGCCGCUUCUGGCGAACCAGAGCAGCGCACGGAAACACCAUUUACCUUCCCGCCGGAGCGGUCCCUAUUUACCUACUUGCCCUUGACGUGCUUUAGAACUGCUAGGUUGGCAGGAGCAGGGACCGAGCAACGGGGGGAUUCGAACCGCCGACCUUCUGAUCGGCAAGUCCUAGGCUCUGUGGUUUAGCCCACAGCGCCACCCGCAUCCCAAUAUGCAUUAUUGCAGAGGUUUUAAAACCCAGCCACCACACCAAGCCAGUUUUGAGGUCUUCCAGGAAGAGAAGGGGAGAAGGCCCCAUUGCACUAGUAGAAGCCCUUGCAUAGGGCUUCAGCUGACAGGAUUCAUUAGUUGAAUCCUGCCCAUAGUAAUUUAACCCCAUUAUGUAACUUAAGCUUUUUGUUAUAUAUUGUCCUGGUCUAUAUAGCAAUGUAACUUUUAGUGUAAAUAUGCAAUAAACAAUUUCUAGCUGCAGCUUCCGUUGAACCCAUAACAACAUAAUCCUUGGAAAGGAUUUUGACACUUCCAAUAGGUCUAUAUAUUCCAAUAGAUGUAUAUUAUAUAUCUAUAUAUAAGCCAGUGUGGUGUAGUGGUUAAGAGCAGUAGACUCGUAAUCUGGUGAACCGGGUUCGAUUCCCCGCUCCUCCACAUGCAGCUGCUGGGUGACCUUGGGCCAGUCACACUUCUCUGAAGUCUCUCAGCCCCACUCACCUCACAGAGUGUUUGUUGUGGGGGAGGAAGGGAAAGGAGAAUGUUGGCCGCUUUGAGACUCCUUCGGGUAGUGAUAAAGCGGGAUAUCAAAUCCAAAUUCUGCUGCUAUAUGGUUGCAGUUGUCCAUCACAAUAUGUCACCCAUAAAAGUUUGAUCCAGGAUAUUCCUGAGAGCUGGAUUCUUAUUAGAGGUAAAAAUAAAAAUAAACUCUGCACAGUGUAUUGUGCUUUUAUGUGCCAUUCUUACCCGUUUGACUCACACAGGAUUUUGACUGGGAUGGUGAGUGCAGUGGGGAGAAGAGGUCUUAAUUCAACAGCAUGCUUUUUGAAAACGAAAAUGUGCAUCUUGUUGGAUUCCCAGAGUGACAAACAGAGUCCCGAGAAAUGUUUGUGUGUUCCUGCCUUCUGCCCCAAAGGUGAUGCACUGGGCAGGCCACGCUUGGCAUGUAAACAUGGUUGGAGAAAGUCGGCCCUGGCAGCCUGACAACAAGAUGAUUGACAACUUCCUGUUAACAAAGUGAAAAGGAUUAGAGAAUUGCCUUGCAGCCUAUAAUGCAAGACAUUGGCAAGGCUCCUAUGAAUAUUCAGAGGGAAGGGAUAGUUGCAGCUGGCCUCUUAGUUUGUUCCUGACUUCCCUAUCUCUUUGGUAACCAGGCUGGGAGAGGAGGAAAGGCAGUUCCAACCAAGGGCUGACUUGGACCCAGGUAUCUUCAUGGAGGCAGAAGGGCAGGGGAACUGCUAUAAGACCACAGGGCAGAUAAAUGCCAAAUUUCUGUUCUACAGCUUCCAGAAGACCUAUUCAGAUUUGAUACUGAGCUCUGAUCUAUUCUGAUUUUUAGGAAAUAUGCAUGGAGAUUUAAAAGUGUGCACAGUUUUCUUAAUGUGUUUCUUUACUGAAGUUCUGUUCCGUCUAAUUGCAUUUGAAACAAAAAGGCGGUCAGCCAGAGCCAAGCAGUGGGGGAAAUGCAACAGUUGUAAAAUAGAGGAAGGAGGGAAGGAGAAAAAUCAGCCUCUCCUGAUUAGUGGGUUGAAUCUAACUAAGGUAUAGUCAGAGUGGACCCAUUGAAAUUAAUGGUCCUUAGUUAAUAGUCACGCCCAUUAAUUUAGAGGAUUCUUCUCUGAGUAGGUCCAUUCUUCAUAUCCUAGGUGCUUCCCAGGCAUAGGCUGCUUAAAGUGGCAGGCUUAACUGUUUCAUUGGCAUAUAUAGAGUUAUUAUCUUUCCACUGUUAGCUUGCUUGACGGUUAGCAGUGCCAGAAGAGGUUGUUCUUGAUGAUGCAGAAUAUGAUGAAUCAAGGCAGCAGGCCUGUGGACAAGUAAUUCUUAACUGGUUGGGAUCAUGAAGUCGUAGUUUUGACUUCUUAAAUAUAGUUAUGGACAUUUAGUUGCCAGAACUAUAAAAGACCAGAACUUUAAACAGCAGCAACAACAACAACAACACAUAGUUUUAUAAACUGUUGGAGCAAAUUGCAAAUUGGUCAUAAAAUUCAAAAUAGGGGGUUAAAGGCUUUGAAGCAAGAUAGGGAGCAGCCAUGCAGAAAGAGGAAAGAAAAUACCAUAUUUUUCAUCCCAUAGGACGCACCGUCCCAUAGGACACACCUAGUUUUUUGGGGGGGGAAAUAAAGGGAAAUUUUUCCCCCCUUUAUUUCCCCCCCCAAACCAGGUCGGGGAAACCGAACCAGGUCGAGGAACAGCGGGAUGGCGGCGCUGCGCCUCCUUGCUGUCCCCCGAGCUUGUGGGGCUGUCCAAUGUCUGUCCGGCGGGCGAUGCGCUCUGCUUCAGUGCACCUCUCGCGCCGGGUGGCAGGCUGCUAUCCGCAGCGUAGGGAGCCCUGCGGGAACUCCCGCAGGGCUGCCUAGGCUGCGGAUGUGUUCCCGAAGCACCGGGCGCUGUGCUUUCAGUGCGCCCGGCACUCCGGGAAGCAAGCUGCUAUCCGCAGCCUAGACAGCCCUGCGGGAACUCCCGCAGGGCUGCCUAGGCUGCGGAUGUGUUCCUGAAGCCUGGAGAGCGAGAGGGGUUGGUGCGCACUGACCCCUCUCGCUCUCCAAGCUUCAGCGAAAGCUUGCAUUCGCCCCAUAGGACGCACACACACGCACCCAGAUUUCCCCUUCAUUUUUGGAGGGGGAAAAGUGCGUCCUAUAGGGCGAAAAAUACGGUACUUUCCAGGGACAGAUGUCCAUCCCUCCAGAUUUAUAUGCGAGAAUGAAUAAGAUGACAGGUGAGAUAUUCUAUUUUUCUAAAAUAGAAGUAUUUGAGUGCAAAUUUUGUGACAAAUAUUUCAUGCAGAUCUACAUGCUUUACAUUCAUACUUUGCUAUUUACAGCUUUUAAAAAUUCCUCCCGACUUCAGCUGCGCAUUCAUGAGCUUGUGCUUAAGAGUUGAAAGGAAGGUUACUGAAGGCAGAGACUUCUCAGAGCAGACAGAAACGAUAUUUUAAGAAGUCAGAUGGGGUCACUUAUUUGCAGUUAUGAUCAUCUACUCUUAACUUUAAUUGGAAUCUGCCACUGAAAUAGAACCCAACAGCUGAUGCAACUAAAACUAAAACAAAAUAUUCCUCCAAGAUACGCCUUUGCUUUACGUAAAGUGUCAUAACAUUUAUUGAUCUCCAGUUUCUCCUUUUUCAGAAGAAAGGAAGGAAGAUAACAGCCAGCGAAUUUAUUUAUAAAAUAAUUUUAGACUAUUCCAUAGAUACUGGGCUCCUUGUAGCCAGUCAGCGGGGGGGCAAGGGGAUGCAAUAGGUGUUCCAUUUCUCUGCUCUGGUGUAGGCAAAGAUGCUAAUCUACCUGAAGGGAACCUAUGUGGAGAUAUUAAAAAAAUCACUUGCACAUAAGCUGCAGCAGACAAUAAACUGAUGUUGAUCGGUUAGCUCAGUUUUGUCAGUGUGGCAUCUUCAUGUCUUGUCACAUAGCUAUAUGAGGAUGCAGCUGUAUUUUUCCCAGCCAGUCCUGAGAGCUGAGGUUGAGUAUGACUACCCAAGGAGUACAAAAUAAGUACAGAGAAUCAAAUCAGGGUGUGUAUUUUUAAUGCUAUUCCACUUUUAAGAAGCACACAAGUGUUGGGAGGACCCCAGUUUACAUGUAUUUUAGAUUAAAACGUGGUUAAAAAUAUGCCCUUGUCCCACUCUUUUUGUGCGCUGUGUGUGUGUGUGUGUGUGUUGGACUAGGCAGUUUCGGGGGGGCGGGGAGAGUAGCUAUGUUAGUCUCUGCUGCAUCGCAUGCAUCUGAUGAUGUGGACUCCAGCCCAUGAAAGCUUAUGACACAAUAACUUCCGAAGUCUUUCAAGUGCCGCAAAACACGUUAUUUUUAUUGUAAAGCAAAGUGGUGUCCAACAAAGGAGGCAAAACCCAAGGAACUGCCCGACUUCAUUUCUGUGAGCAGAUUACCGUAUUUUUUGCACCAUAACACUCACUUUUUCCUCCUAGAAAGUAAGGGGAAAUGUCUGUGCGUGUUAUGGAGGGGAUGCCUACGGGUGGCGGGGGGGAUCUGCUGCAGUCGUGAGCAGAGGAUCCAUGGUUCCCCUUCCUUCCCUCCUCCGUGGCUCGCUUUGAAACAGCAAGGCAGGAGAAGAGCCGCUGAGUGGGGAGGAGAGAGGGACAGAGAGCCUGCUUCUUUAAAAGAGCAAAGCGGGAGAGGAGAGGAGCCGCUUAUACAAGUGUAAGCGGCUCCUGUCCGGUUGGUUCCUUUAAAGCAAGCAGGCUCUCUGUCCCUCUCUCCUCCCCACUCAGCUCACUAAAUAGCAGCAAAGUUUUUCAGCUCGCUAAGCCUGGGAUGAGUGGGGAGGAGGGAGAAAAGCAGAGCCUGCUUGCUUUAAAGGAGCAAAGCAGGAGAGGAGAGGAGCCUUCUCCCCUUAUACCCCUCUUCUGCAUUAUUAGCAGCAUCCUUCUCCACACACCCCACGCGUGCUCCUUGUCCCUUGAGUGCUUUUCCUUCCCUCCCCACUUAAAACGUGGUUACAAAGCACAGAUCCACAUGGAUCCUCAGGAUUUUUGCACUGGGUCACCCCAAAUUCACCAUCAGAUCACAUAGCAUGUCCAUGGCUACAUCUUGCACCAAAAAAAUCACGCACCCACUGUUGCCUGGGGCCGCAGUGGUGCAAAAACGUGGUUACAAAGCAUGAAUCCACAUGGAUCCUCAGGAUUUUUGCAUUGGGCUACUCCAAACUCACUGUUUAGAUCACGUGUCUGUGGCCACAGCAUGAACCACAAAAAUCAUACAUCCACUGUUUCAUUUAGAAUAUUUUUUUUCUUGUUUUCCUCUAAAAACUGCGUGCGUGUUAUGGUCGGGUGCGUGUUAUAGAGUGAAAAAUACGGUAAAUAUAUAUUGUAGACCAACAUUUCUCAAACCAUGUUGCUGUUCCUGAAAAACAUGCGUGUUUCUAAAGAGGUUUAUAGGGCGGCAGUGUGAUUUGGGGGGGCGGGGCGGGGGAUAGGCCCCAGUGCCUAAGGAGAAAUCUGGAUUGCAGCUCAGAUUGUCUAUGGAAAUGGAGCUGUGUUACUUACCUUCCCUCUUCCCAUUUAUGUUACUAACAGAAUGCUACAGACAGCUCCUCUAAUUCUUCUCAGAAGAGGGAGCAGCCUUUGCGAACACUGGCAUCUCCUCCAUCCUGUGAGCACCACAGAAUUUGCACCCGGGGACAUUUGCACGACCAGUUUAACCCUGACCAGUAUCAUCUAGAACAAGUAAGCCUGUUUUCAGUGUUUUCCUAUUGCCAUCUUGCCCCUGCCACUCACGGGCACAGAGUGGCAUACGCUUCAAAUAAUUCUCUGUGGAUACAUUUCUAGUGGGAGUUGGAGCUGGAGCUGGGGUGGGGGUUCUCUUGACAAGAAGGCUUGCUUGCCAUAGUCUUCCAAGGACUAUUUGGCUGACCUUCAGGAAGCAGUGCAAGACUUCUCUUGCCAGGUUGGUAUAUGCCAGUUGCCUAGAAAGUCAGAGGUGAAUCCCAGUGAUUUAGCAUUUCAGGGGAGGGCUUCCAGGUAAAAGCUGGCUGCUCCACCAAUGCUAUACGUCUUGCCUGUUUCUGAGAUAAAUUGAAACGUCAUCAUGAGCCUGGCUGCACGAGACUUAAAACUGACACAGAUCUGUUAGAUCUGGAAGGAUAUAAUAACAGAUUUAGAUGGCACACGUAUCUAUGGUAUGAGACGGUAAAAAUACAUAAAGGAUUCCUGAACCACAUUAUAAGAAAGUCAAUUUAUGAGGUGUGGAAUAUAUAUAAAAGUCUAUUAGAACGUAAAACUCCGUGGUGGCUCUUGCCAUUGGAAGCGAUUGCGGUUAAAAAAUUAAAUGUGGAAGGAAAAUGGGCCACCUACGGAGAUGUAAUGCUGGAGGAAGGAAACCAGUUGGAAUAAAAACGUUUGAGGAAAUAAAAGAAUCAUUGAGGGAUUGGUUGCAUUAUUGUCAGAUAAAUGAAGUGUUUAAAGAGGAUUAAAAAUGGUUUUGAAACAACAAGAUCAAGAUUUGAGAUAGAUUUAUUGAAUGAUAAGACAAAAAUAUUGUCAAAAAUGUAUAAAUUAUUAUUGGAAUGGCAUACUAAAGAUGAGGAGGUAAAAUCGGUAAUGAUACAUUGGGCUAAAGAUAUUGGACAUAAUAUACAGUUAGAAGAUUGGGAGAGGUUGUGGAAUGAAGGUAUUAAGUUUACAGCAUGCAAUACGCUUAAAGAAAAUGUUAUGAAAAUGAUGUAUAGGUGGUAUUUAACACCAGUUAAACUAGCCAAAAUGUAUAGAACAAAAAAUGAAUGUUGGAAAUGUAAGGAAAAAGAAGGUACUUUUUACCAUAUGUGGUGGAUAUGUAAAGAGGUAAAAGUUUUCUGGAAAAUGAUAUAUAAUGAGUUAAAGAAAAAGUUUUAAAACACCUUUGUUAAGAAAACCAGAAGCCUUUUUAUUGGGUAUUGUGAGUAGAGAGAUACCGAGACAAGAUAAAAAAUUGUUCUUAUAUGCAACAACUGUGGCAAGAAUUUUGUUAGCCGAAAGAUGGAAAUAGCAGGAGUUGCCAACAAAAGAAGAGUGGCAGAUGGAGCUGGCGAAACUGACAGAAAAAUCUGGAACCAGCGAGACGAAGCAUUCUAAAAGGACUGGAACAAAUUUAUAUUAUAUUUGAAAGACAACUGUAAGCAGUUAACAUCACCAGCAGGGUUAUCUGAAGAUCUGUAAGAUGAAAUUGCUACCUAUUCAGGCUGAGCAAUAUAAUAUUUUAGGUAAUGGUAUAACAGGGAUAGGAAACGAAGUGGAAUGCAAAGUUUAAUUUUGUAAACCAUCAGACGGGAGAGAGGGAAGUUGUAAUGCUCAGUUGAUCCGAAGAGAUAAAAUAAGAGGGUACAUAAUGUGAUUAUAUGUAAAACCAAUAAAAAUCAUAUAUAUAUAUAUAAAUGAGACUUACAGCUGACAACAGCAGGCAAGAAUUUCAAUUGCAGUGGCCCUUUUUCCAACUACUGCAGUCAUUGCUGGUAGCCUGGGUCGUAUUGCUGUUCCUCACUGGGUACAGCUGGGAUAUCGUGCGGGUUAUAUCUGCGAAAUGCUUUUGAUCCACUUCCAGCUAUAUGUACCACAAUAACUUGGAUAAUGGGAUUUUUAGAAUUACUGUUUCUGGCAUCCGAAAUGAAUGAAAGCGCUCCUCAUCCACUUCAAAUACCUUUUGGUGAUUGGAGCCGUGAGAAAUUUAAAACGAAGUCUGCCUUGCUUGUAUCGUGUUGUUAUGUGUAUAAAUGUGUGUAUCUGUCUAGAGAGAUUAGAUGAUAGAACAACAGAAAAUAUAUUUAAUAUCCAAACUUCUUGAGUGUGUCGUGUGUUGUCAGCUUUUGAGAUGUUCUUUUUGAAAUGCUUCUCCCACAGUCCAUCCCACGAUCCUAUCGGCACGUCAGCUUCCCGGACGACGACGAGGAGAUUGUGCGGAUUAACCCACGAGAAAAGAUCUGGGUGACGGGUUAUGAGGACUACCGCCACACCCCCAUCUGGGAGAAGUACAUUGAUCCGGACGAUGGGGACUCGUAUGUGCGAUUUGCCAAAACCGAGGCCUCCAAACAUGAUUACAAUUACCCUUACGUGGGCAACUCUGACUUCGAUCUGUGCGAAGACAUCAAGGGUGCUGUGGUUAAGACUCAGCCUGCCAGGUGCAAAUCGCGGCGGCGAAAGGAGGACGGGGAGAGGUCGAGGUGCGUCUACUGCAGGGACAUGUUCAACCACGAGGAGAACAGGCGGGGUCAGUGCCAGGAUGCUCCGGACAGAAUAAAGAGUUGCAUCCGCCAAGUCAGCUGUAUGUGGUGUGCGGACAGCAUGCUCUAUCACUGUAUGUCUGACCCAGAAGGAGACUAUACAGACCCUUGCUCUUGCGAUACCAGUGAUGACAAGUUUUGCCUCCGGUGGUUGGCCCUUAUUGCCUUGUCUUUCCUUGCCCCCUGUAUGUGCUGUUACCUUCCCCUUCGGGCUUGCUAUCACUGUGGGGUCAUGUGCAGGUGUUGCGGUGGGAAACACAAAGCAGCUGGAUGACAACGCUCGAAGCUUUCCCCUUUUAGCUAAGGAGCAUCUUGGUCCGGAGCGUUCUCAAUUUUUACGUGCGUCGUCACACGGCCCAAGGAGACUGACCAGAGUUCAGAAACCGGUGGGCUCGUCCCUCCUCCUCUUCCCCCUUUCUUUCUCUCCCCUUCCCACUCGGCUGCUAUGCAUUGAUUGCUCACUGAGUUCUAACAGACUGAUGUGCAGCAUAAAAGACUUUUGUAUUAUUGAUCUGUAAUCAAGCAAGAAUGUCUUGUACAUGUUUAUACCUCCCCUCUCCCCUUCCCCUCAGUUGAAUGGUUGAGCGUGGUGGACUUUCAGAACUUAUUACGGCUGUAUCUGUAUUUAGCAACCUAUCGACACAUGUGGAAAUAAGGUAUAAUGAAAUCCCACUUUAAAUUGUGUUCAACUUGCAGCCAGUAAGUGUAUGUGUGUGUGUGAGAGUGUGUGUGUGUGUGUAUAGAAAUUGUGCUAAUGACAAAUGUGUACCAUGACACAGUAUCGCUGACAAUCUUUAUUGUGAGAAUUUUGAGUCCCAUCAGUUCUUUUGACAGUUGCUUUGAAUGAUUUCUCUGAUCACCAAGUAUUCAAGCAAAAUGUGGGAAAUGAGCCUUAGUAUCACCUGUAUAACAUUUGUGAAUCUGAGAACUUGUGUUUCAGACCAAUUUUACACGUGAAAGGGAAACCCUUAAGUGUCUUCUCUCUUCUCCCCUCCCCCACACCACCACCUUAGUCUUUCUCCUCCAAAUAACAUUGGAAAUUAUAGCUUUAGUGUUGAUAUUCUUCACAGUGGAAAUACUCCUCUAUCCUACAGUGUUUCUAUUUGAAACAAAGGGGGAAUUUCACAAGUUACUAAAUUAGCAGGUACACUCACGUGCUUGUGGUGUACCUUGAAACAUAUGAGGGAACAUAGUUGUCUUUUAUUUUUAUUUUUAUUUUAACCGUGUCUACAGUCUUGUCUACUAAGGAUGGGUGACAAUUCUGCUCUCUCUAGAAUCCAGGAGCGUUUGGGGAAUGGAUCUGGGGCCCUGUGUUUUUCCAGCGUUUCCAAACCAACCUGGGAAUACAGGGGCGCCUCUCCAGCCAGCAGGAGCUGGUCUGUGCGAAGUGUUUUCAUUUGUGCUUUGCCUGCCUCUCUUCCUUGGAGGCCUUUUGGACCAGGCGAGGGUGUUUUGAAACUUCUCCUGGACCACUUCCCAUGAGGGGAAAGCUUUUUGGACAGAGGGAAAAACACCACUGCCUGCAUCUGAGACUGUCAGGUGUGGGUGUGGAUCCAGCACCACGACAGGCAUCCGAUCAUCACAGCAUUUGACAAUCACCUGGGCGCAGGUAAGGGCGUGGCUUCUCUUUUUCAUUAUUCAGUUUUCCUCAGAAGGCCUACAGGAAUCUGAAGGGGGGAAAAGUGAAAUUGACAAACAUCACCCCCACCAGUCCGGAGAAGCCUAGUAAAACUUUCUGAGCUAAUCAGUUUCACUGGGAUUCUCUAAGCUAGCUGUAGAGAAAUGUGUGUGUGUCAGUUUCAAGAAAGCUUUAACGUUGCUGCGCAUUGCAGGGUCUCUUUCUUCCACUUUUCCCCCCCAAGUUCAUUGGUGAAAUUGACCGAUAAAGGAUUUCCCCCCACCUGGGCAGCAAGUCUCUUCCAUCCCCCAAGCCUUUGGAUCUGCAAAGUAGGCGCGCUUGCAGUGUGGGCACGAAUAAUUCCUGGUGGAUUUAAUGCGCAGAUAGGAAGCAGAAAGUACCGAGGGGGGAAGAUGUGCUGUGUUGUUACCAAGGUUUUCCAUGGUGUGUCCUGAUCUGACCCCCCCAGUUCUGUCUGCUGUGCAGACUACAGGAUCCGCCUGGGGUCGACAGAGGGUCGUGCCUCUUUCUGCUUCCAAAUGCACUGAACCAGCAUAUUUGGGAUCUGCAGAGAACCCAGGGCAGACAUCCCUUAGGCCAGAGCUGGGUCAAUCCCAGGCACCUGGUCACCUUGGUGCCUUCAAACCAGACACUAGGAAGAUUGAAGCCUUUCCCCCCAGCCCUGACCUAAGUUAGAGGCAGGCCCUGUGGAAAUCCGUGGGUGACCCAACACGGAAAGGCAGUUGAUUUCCAUAGUACUUGGUGAUGCAUAAAACGUGUGUGCUUUGCAGGAUCUGUACCUUCUAACAGGCUGCUUCUUUCUUGGUUGUGAAAUGCGUACAGUAGGGUGACACGAUGCUUUUGACUUUGUGUGGGUUUGAUUUUCUUCUUCGAAGCCAUGUCUUGUGUACAAGGCUUGUAAUUAUCUGGGGAAAUAAUAAUAUUUUUCUAAUAUAUGACAUGGAAUGGCCAUUUUUUUUAUUCAAAGGAAUAAUGUAGAGCAGUUUAGCUAUAAUAUAGCAUAGUACAAUCUGAGUAAUCCAAGGCAGCUAUAGGCACCGGCUUGUGAGAACUGGCGCUGCUGUUUCUGCCAUAAUCUUUUUUCCGCAGCCAAGUGCCGGUGAGUGCUUGCCCUUGCCCUCCCUCCCUCCUUCUUGCACAUUGACAUGAGUCUUAAAGGAAGAGGAACUGAGUUUUAUUUUAUUUUAUUGCCAAAUAGAUACAAAUAGCGACAUGCUUGCCACUCUCCUUGUGAAAACGGGCCACAAGGAGUCACCACAGCUUUUUGUCACAUAUGCAAUGGGUGUGUGUGGCAUAUGUUACGGCUGAAACCUGGAGCUUGAGCAGAUCUGCUUACACUCAGGCACUGACCUAAUGAUUUGAUUACGAGCUUUUCUGUUUGGUUUUUAAACUCCUGGAGACAUGGCGGCACCCAUUGGGCCAACCCAGAAACUCGUGGGCCAGGAUCCAGGGCCAUUUGGCAAAGCAAUCAUUUGAGGCCUGUUUGCAAACACGGACCCUGCACCCUCUUUCCACCAGACAAGCCACUGUUGUGAAACUCAGGGGACCUUCAGGAGCCGUUUCAGAAACCAAGCGGGGAGACCUUUGGGGUGGAGGUGGGGGUCUGUGUUGAAACUUGAACAUUCCUAGGGACUUCUGCGGGCUCCUUCUUGCCUUUGCAGCAUGGAAGACGACUGGAGCACAGCCCUUUUCCCACUCACCACAAAGGCACAGCCAUAAGCUCCCAGGCCGGGGGGGUGGGUGGGAAUUUGUGUUGGAGCUCCUCCCCAUGCCAAUAAUUACCCUCGUUUCUGGGAGGAGGUGCAGCGUGGGCUCUUCCCAGGUGGCUUGGGACUUCCCACAUUACCUUUCCAUACAGAAAAGAGCAUAUUGCAGUAACUUCCAUUUCUCAAAGGUAAUGGAAAGAUGGCCCCAGACAUCAUCAUAUAUAUAUAUAUAUAUAAAGAACCAAGGCAGAAGAAUUCUGGACUGUACCACUAAAGUUAGGGAGUCACAUUUCAUUUCCCCCAUAUUAAAAACAACAACAAAAGACUCGUUGCUUGUAACAAGCUAGCAGACCAGAGAGAUUAAGCAUGCCUAUUUUUCUGAUGUGCUAGUCUUAUUAAGCAGGUAAAAAAAAAAAAAUCUGCAACCUGCAGUGAUACAGUCUAGAAUUCUAUAUAAUGUGUUGAUUGGCUGUGUGAUCUCUCUAGUUCAUAUUUUGGUAUUCAAGAUUUGGGAUUUGUCUGUAACAUAUAUAACGUAGGCUUCAAUGUUUUUGCAUUGGUUAGGUUUUACGUUUGUAAAUGUAAAUGGACUGCUAAAUGGCAAGGGAAGCUUUUCAUUUUCUUUUUUUUUUAAUUUUUAUUUUGUAAACUCGUGGAAGGAAUAAAUAUUUUGUGCCUAAUAGCAAAUGACAAAUCGCUGUAAAUGGUGACUAGCAAACAUCAUGCCAGCCUCAAAAUAAAAUAAUAACAAAGUGAUGGGGACAGUAUUUUGGUUUUGCAAGUUGUUCUGCUAUUCUGAAUUUCUGUAAGGUCUCCCCCCCCCCAACAAAAGCACAACACUACAGAAGAGAUCUUACAGGUUGUCAAGCCUCUCAGUUCAAGUGCCCCUAUUUAUUUUGCUAAAGCAGACAUGCUCCAAGCCUCAAUGUAUGUCCUCUUCUGUAAAUUCCCUCUUUUCUCUGGUUUUGGUUUAAUCCUGAUUCAGUCGUUCCAUGUUUGUUCUCCCUCUCCCUCUCUCCCCCUCCAUGUGAGUUGUUGGGGGGUGUUUUCGUUUUCGUUAGUGCAGCGAAAUUGGCACAAGGGUAGAAAUGGGAGGCUGGGAGGGGGUUUUCCCCCCUGUAAAUAUUUCCCAUUGAUCUCCACACUGCAACUCAACAGUGUGUAGUGUUUUUUCCUCUGUUGGUUUUUCAGUACUGACAUUAAUCAUCUGAGAAAUUAUUCAGAUUUUAUUUUUGUAUCUGUGGUAACAAUCCAUUAACCAAAAGCUGUUUCUUUCCCCCCAGUUCGGAACAUUUCCCCCGCGCGCCCCCCCCCAAGCUCUUGCUCACAUUAACAAAUUUAAGUGCCUGAAGCAAACCUUCUAUUAUGUAUCUGUAUACUAAAAGUUUAAAACUCUGUUGUAUUGAUUUUUAUAAGCCUUUUUACCUCUGUGUAAAGAAUAUAUAUACAAGUGUAUGAUGUAUAUUUUAGUUCUUAACUUCUUUUUUUAUUGUUUCUAAUAUGUAUGAUCAUUGUAGCUAUUGCUUUAAAAAUGUACCAUGUAAAUAUAAAUACAUCAUAUC